CCUGAAUCCGGUUUGGCUCUUGAUCCACUGAUCCACUAACCCUCCCUGAAUCUGGUUUGGAUCCUGAUACUGAUCCACUAACCCUCCCUGAAUCUGGUUUGGAUCCUGAUACUGAUCACUAACCCUCCCUGAAUCUGGUUUGGAUCCUGAUACUGAUCCACUAACCCUCCCUGAAUCUGGUUUGGAUCCUGAUACUGAUCCACUAACCCUCCCUGAAUCCUGUUUGCCUCCUGAUACUGAUCAACUAACCCUCCCUGAAUCCGGUUUGGCUCUUGACACUGAUCCACUAACCCUCCCUGAAUCUGGUUUAGCUCUUGACACUGAUCCACUAACCCUCCCUGAAUUUGGUUUGGCUCCUGAUACUGAUCCAUUAACCCUCCCUGAAUCUAGUUUAGCUCCUGAUACUGACCCACUAAUCCUCCCUGAAUCUGGUUUGGCUCCUGAUACUAAUCAACUAACCCUCCCUGAAUCUGGUUUAGCUCUUGACACUGAUCCACUAACCCUCCCUGAAUCCGGUUUGGCUCCUGAUACUGAUCCACUAACACUCCCUGAAUCUGGUUUAGCUCCUGAUACUGACUCACUAACCCUCCCUGAAUCUGGUUUAGCUCCUGAUACUGAUCCACUAACCCUCCCUGAAUCUGGUUUAUCUCCUGAUACUGAUCAACUAAUCCUCCCUGAAUCUGGUUUGGCUCCUGACACUGAUCCACUAAGCCUCCCUGAAUCUGGUUUGGCUCCUGACACUGAUCCACUAACCCUCCCUGAAUCUGGUUUGGGUUUGAUCCACUAACCCUCCCUGAAUCUCCUGAUACUGAUCCACUAACCUUCCCUGAAUCUGGUUUGGAUCCUGAUACUGAUCCACUAAUCCUCCCUGAAUCUGGUUUGGCUCCUGAUACUGAUCCACUAACCCUCCCUGAAUCCUGUUUGCCUCCUGAUACUGAUCAACUAACCCUCCCUGAAUCCGGUUUGGCUCUUGACACUGAUCCACUAACCCUCCCUGAAUCUGGUUUGGAUCCUGAUACCGAUCCACUAACCCUCCCUGAAUCUGGUUUGGCUCCUGAUACUGAUCCACUAACCUUCCCUGAAUCUGGUUUGGAUCCUGAUACUGAUCCACUAAUCCUCCCUGAAUCUGGUUUGGCUCCUGAUACUGAUCCACUAACCCUCCCUGAAUCCUGUUUGCCUCCUGAUACUGAUCAACUAACCCUCCCUGAAUCCGGUUUGGCUCUUGACACUGAUCCACUAACCCUCCCUGAAUCUGGUUUAGCUCUUGACACUGAUCCACUAACCCUCCCUGAAUUUGGUUUGGCUCCUGAUACUGAUCCAUUAACCCUCCCUGAAUCUAGUUUAGCUCCUGAUACUGACCCACUAAUCCUCCCUGAAUCUGGUUUGGCUCCUGAUACUAAUCAACUAACCCUCCCUGAAUCUGGUUUAGCUCUUGACACUGAUCCACUAACCCUCCCUGAAUCCGGUUUGGCUCCUGAUACUGAUCCACUAACACUCCCUGAAUCUGGUUUAGCUCCUGAUACUGACUCACUAACCCUCCCUGAAUCUGGUUUAGCUCCUGAUACUGAUCCACUAACCCUCCCUGAAUCUGGUUUAUCUCCUGAUACUGAUCAACUAAUCCUCCCUGAAUCUGGUUUGGCUCCUGACACUGAUCCACUAAGCCUCCCUGAAUCUGGUUUGGCUCCUGACACUGAUCCACUAACCCUCCCUGAAUCUGGUUUGGCUCCUGAUACUGAUCCACUAACCCUCGUUGAAUCUGGUUUGGCUCUUGACACUGAUCCAUUAACCCUCCCUGAAUCUGGUGUGGCUCCUGACUCUGAUCAGCAAUGUCUGUCUCAAUUUGGUUUGACCAGUGACACUGAAUCUUGUCUGACCACUGUCACUGAGCAACUAUCCCGGUCUGAAUCCUGUUUGACCCCUAAAACUGAUCAGUUAGAAACAUCCAAAUCAUGUUUGGCUCCAGGCAGUGAUUACAAAGUAUUGUCUGAAUCUAGUUUGGCCUCUGACUUUGAUCAGCUAGCACUGUCUGAAUCUCGUUUAACUAACUACACUAACCAUAAAGUCCUGUCACAGUCUGAUUUAGCUGUUGACAUUAAGCAUCUCAUAGCUUCCGAGUCUUGUGUUGCCCCUUACACUACGCACAUGGCCCUGUUUGAAUCUUGUUUGACCCCUGACAGUGGUCAGCUAAUAAUGUCUGAAUCUGGUUUGACCAGUGGCACCGAUUCAGCAGACAUGUAUGAAUCUGUUGUUGCUCCUGGCACUGAUCAGCAAGCAAUUAUUGAAUCUAGUUUGUCCUCUGACUCUGACUCUGAAUUAGGCCCUUAUAUUGACCAAUUUGAAUCUAAUUUGGAACCAGAGAAUGAUCUGGAAGACCCAGGUGACUCUGGUUUGACCCCUGAAAUUGAUUGGCUAGCCCAAUCUGAAUUGGCUUUGGCCCUUGACACUGAAUUGGCUAUGGCACUUGGCACUGAAUCUGUUUUGAGUUCUGAUUCUGAUAAUCUAUCACAAUCUGAAACUGAUUUAGUCACCAACAAGCUAUCUUUGCCUGAAUCUAGUUUGUCUCCUGACACUGAACUUCUAGCCCAGCCUGGAGCUGUUGUAAACACAGAGAGGCCACCACUACCUGAAAAUGUUUUGUCCUAUGAAGAGGGACACAUGUCAGAAUCUGAUUUGGCUGAAUUUGGCAUUAUUUUAGACACAGAACAAUUAACCACCACCAGACUUAGCUCAGUCCCCGAUGAUGAACAACUACCCCAGGCUAAAUCGGCCUUAACCCAAAUAACUACUGGACUGCCAUUGUAUGAAUCUGACUUGACACCUAGCACUGAUAAGCCCACAGCAGUAUGGGCUUUUACCCAUGACCCUAACCAACUGCCCUUUACAAAAUCGGACUUGACUGAUGAAAAUGAACAUCCACACUUUGUUCAAUAUGGUUUGACACCAGACACUGAAAGUCCACUUUUAUCUCAACCUGUUUUGACCUCUAGUAAUGUAGAGUUUUCCUCCUCCAAAGUCUGUUUAUCUUCUGAGCCUAACCAUUAUUCCCUUCCUGAAUGUUAUUUCACUCCUGUCGAUGAGAAGCUGCCUUUGUCUGAUAUUUGUUUGUCCACUGUAACCAAACAUCAACUCCAGCAUCAACCCAGUAAGCUGAUUAAUGCUCACCCAGCAGAACCCACCCUUUCUGGAUACUGUGUUACUGGUGACAAUGUUUGUGUGCCUGAGUCUGAGUGGUUUCGAAAUGAAGACUUGCCCCAGACACAGCUUCCAUUGACCAAUGAAACUGAGAAGUUUUCCUUAGAUGAAAGUGGUUUCCCCCCCAACCAGUUCCCUCAAAUAGAGCUUUCCUUGACCCCGUACACAGAGAACCUACCUUUAUCUGAGUUGCAUUUGCCUCCUAAAACUGAUCAACUGCCUCUAGUUCAACAUCUUCUAGACUGUGCUCAGGUACCAUUAUCUAGUACCGGUUUACUUGAAAACUGUGAAAAUGAGGAGCAGUUCUUACCUAAUGAAAGAGCAAAACAAAACCCUUUCAAGGUGCACCAGAUUGAACUUGGUUUCUCGCCAAUGUCUGACAUUUUCACUAGUUUAUCCCCAGAAACACGUGAGUUGGAUUGCUAUGAGGAAGAUCUGUUUUCACUAUUUUGUUCCGAUACAACUCAGGAACUCAACCUGUCGUCAUGCACUGACCACCUAACCCUAUCGGAGGACUUCUUAUCACUUACUGAAGUGUUUACGCAUUUCGAAGCUGAUCUGUUAAAUCAACAGGAUGAAAAGGAAGAUCAAGUCGGUUACCAAAACAGCGAGUUAAGCACGCAUCCAGUGGACCAAACAUACAGAGCUGAACAGUUAGACUUUGCUGAGUUCGAUCCAGUUUGUAGAACUGGACAACUACUGGAGUCUCUUAAUGAAAAUACUUCAAAUUCCAGGACAAACGUACCUGUUGAAAGCAUCAGUUUUUCUUUUGACCAGUCAUGUACAUCCGUUAAAACCAAACAGUCUACUGGAGAUAGUUUUGAAGAUUGUUUGACUCCAGAUUGUGUUGAUUCCAGUUUUAAAUGUCUUAGUACAGAGACUGAUGAGACACCCUACCUCUAUUUGGAAUUUCUGUUUGACCCUGACAGAAUACCCCAUGAAGGAGAUAAUGUAUCAUUUUGCAUUAAUCACACACAAAUACCUCCAUCAAGUUUGGAUUCUUCAUCUGAAAAUGUUGAGUUACCAUCUUCUAGCGUAGCGGAUUACUUGUCGGUUUGCAGAUUGAAUGUGGAAAAUGAACAUUUACCUCUCUCUUUGUCUGGCUCCCAAAUGAACUCUGGAUUUUUAUCACUCUCUAAAAUUGGCUCACUUGUUCAGCAUCCCGUAUUGCCAAUAGCUAGCCAACUCUCCCCUGCAAAUCUCUGCUCUGAGGACUUCCCAAUAUCUCAAACCCUAUCGGAUUCUUCCCUUGACUCGAGCCAGAUGAGCCAAUCAAAUUUUAAAUCACCAAUUGAAAUAAACCAAUCACAAUUAGGUUCUCUCAAUGAAAACAGUCGAUUGCCUCUAAUUGUUGUUACAAAUUCCUUAGAUGAGUCGAGUCAAUUCAACCAGGUACAUUCAUUAGAUGCAAAGGAGAACAUGACACAAUCUUUGGAGACAUUUCUUCCUGAAUCUGUUGAGUGCUCCAAACCACAAAUUGAUGUUCCCCUUGUACCUGACCUUUUGCCUCCAUGUGACAUUAUAGAACAACUGCCCUUGCUACGUUCUGUCAUACCCCAAGAAACAAAAUAUCUACCGCCAACUCAAGCAAAGUCGCAGCUUGAUGAUGAUGAUGACUUUUCUCCGUGUGAGCUAGUGGAUCAGUCUCCCCAAUCUCAGACAGUAGUACCUUACGAAGAAAGUCAGUUGACCCCAACUAGCGCUCCUGUUAAGUUGUCACUAUCUUUUAUUAGUUCGACCUAUGAAACGGACACUUUACCCUCCUGUGAGGUCACUGGACAACAGCCCAUUUCAACCCAUGACUCGUCUGCUCCUUCAACUGAAGAGUUGGUCUGUGACCCAGGCUUGGGGUUCCCGUUGGACACUGACUCGUCAUGUCUUGGAGAGGAAGUGCUACGUCUCAGAGCUGUGUUUGACGCUCUGGAUAGAGAUAAAGAUGGAUUUGUAAAGAUGGAAGACUUUGUGCAGUUUGCCACGGUGUAUGGUGCAGAGCAGGUAAGAGAUAUAUUUAGGAAAUGUAAAUCCUAUGCUAGCAGGACAGGAUUCAUAUGUAUAUGUAUGUAAUAUCCAUUUACAGGUCGUCUAAAUCCUCAGCUAUAUUAGCAAUAUUUUUCGAUUUGGUAAAAUUACUGCAAUACAGAUUAAAUUUCCUGAAAUUAGAAGUAUAGUGAAUGACCUAUCUAUCUAUCUGUCUGUCUAUCUCUCACUGAGUGUCUGUCUGUCUAUCCUUAUCAAUCUGUCUGUUUGUCUGGUUCUAUUAACAUAGCUUGAUAUAAAUACAUUUCUGUGGAGUCCACUAGUAGUAACCCGGGCCCAGCUGUUGGAAGUAGGUGCCUGGAUACAUUAGAAUAAAUUGGCACAAUGAAAUGAAAAGCAAUAAAUAUCACAUUAAAUCUAAUAAGGAUACAACAGAUAUCCUGGUCUCUGGGAAACAAUUGCCUCUGCCUGAAUCUGAAGCCAUUCAUCAGUUGGAAUGUGCUGAGCCUGUGUGUUUAUAUGGCUAGGCCAGAACUCUGUCAGUCAGUGCAUUUAACCCUGUCGGAGAGCACCUGUGCCUUGAACGCUAUUGGCUUUAGUAAAAAUUAUUUGGUGUAGUUUACAUAUUACCUGAUUUUAUUUUAGUUUGCAAUACAAAGAACGACCAUUUAAAGGAUGCUGGGGGGCCGUGCCGUGCCGCCAUUGGACGCCUGUCGCUAGCAUGCUGCUCGUGCUGACGUCAGGCGUUUUAAUAUGGACGUAAUUUUACAUUAGCCAGUCCGGAAUGCAUGAUCUGGGCUAGCUAAUGUCAGUCACCCCAAUGAAGCUGCUGUAGCUGGAGAGAGGGAUAAACUCAGUAUGUGCAGUGUUUCGUUAAAAAUACACACUCCAGGACUAUUUCAAACCAGUGAAGUAGUCAUGGUACUUGGUGUGUUCAUUAAUUAUUAUUUUCAUGUAAAUAAAAUCAGAAGUAAAUGUAUUUGAAAUUAUUCCGUAGAGAUGUGAUUGUUUAUCAGCAUGGAUGCGUCUGUCCUGGAUUGCAUCAUACAUUAUAAAACCAACAAGGCGAGUUAGCAAGGCAGGUGCAAAGAAAGGGGCAAGAAAAGGCUGAGAUGAAAAAAAUAGCCAAGUUUAAGAAUUUUUGCACUUUUUUGACCUACAUUUACAAACACAUUGUAAAUUCUUCAGCGUUCCAGAGUAAAUGUUACUGAGGCAUUUACUUGGAACAGGUGUGUAGUGUUGUGUGGUAUUAAUAUCAAGUAUCCCGUGCAGCCAUUUUCCUGUGAUGUUGUGUGGUACCUCUUCAAUGGCAAAAGUGCAAAAAAUUGAGUAGUUUCCCCCAAAACGUCCAACUCAAGCCUGGCUAAUUGUCCUUUUUUUGGGGAGUUCAAUGGGAGGGCACUCCUAGCACCAUAACCACUGCCAGAGUGCUGUAGUGGUUAUGGUCCUUGUGAGUGUUCCUUUAAAUCACAAUCAUUUUUGGAGGGUUGAAGAGGUUCCUGGGAUGUAAUAAGAGUCUGCAAUAAGAUCCUGUUGCAAUUGUAGUAUGCCAUCGGUUGUGACCAGAACGGGGCAAAGGGCACAUUUCCAGUUUUAACACCUAGAAGGGAACUAGCAACCAGUUUUUCUGCAACCUGUAACAGGCCUCACAAUAUUUAUUGCAGCUAUAGGUUUUUUCCCCUUAUGCUUGCCAGUGGUCUGGCCAGUUUCCCUUAGUGACACAAGCAGGAAUGUACAAUUCCCUGAAAUGAGGGUUGCUGUUGAUUUAAACGGAAAGAAUUCUGUCCCAUUAAUAAUGCACCUUGGUAAUUUCAGAAGCGCUAACGCUCAGGCGGAAUGGUUUGUGUAUCUAAAAAAGACGGCUGGAUCUUUUUAUUUGCAUUUCAAAUUACAGAAGCCUUGCUCAACGUAUAAAAAUUUCUGAAUUCCCUCUAUGUAAACCACAUCCCUCAAUCCCGUCUGUGGUUGGCUACGCCGAUGAGUAGCGUUUUUACAAUAUUUAAAUUAAUAUGACGGAUCUGCUCUGACCAGGCUUAAAAUCAAUUUGACGUUUUAGGUACAUUAUAUUCCAGGCCUCUUUUUUUGUGUUUCUGUUCUUUUGUUGUUUUAUUUUAAUUUAAUUUUGUCUCUUUAGUGUAAAUAAAGGUUUGUCUGACAUUUUGUUGUAGCAACUGUAAUGACUCACUUGGGUCCAUGCCCACAAAUAAGAUGGCUCCCCUCAUCAGGGACUUGUACACUGCACAUAGACAACCUUGAGCCAGACGCACAUUCUGAACGCUGAUUACCUGGUGACAGGCUGGUUACUCUGGCUGCCAUUAUAACAUGCUAUCGUUACCCCUGGCAUAGGGUCACCAUUGGUAGUCUGUAUCAGUGACUGACAUCACAGGGUUAGCUGGGAAUUAAUAUCAGAGUAUUGGUACUUAUAGGUAUAUGGCUGGACUGUGUGUAGAAGGAAUAAGCGAGUUACGGAGGAAAUUGGAAGAAUUUUAUCUGAAUUUGCAGAGAAUUAGAAAAAUGUUAUGCUAUUGGCUGGAUAGCCAUCCUCACUCAUCAAGACUAGGUUCUCUAAAUCUGUGUUGUUGGUGACUUUUCCAGAGAAAUACCCAUUAUAUGGUAUAAAUGGAUCAAUAGGAAAAUAUUAUAUAACAUAAUGGGAAAUGUAUGCAGUGCAGAAAAGACAUGAGACCCGUACGGUGGUUUCCACUACAAGAAAAUGUGGUCAGUCCUGUCUAUAAGGAAGUGCAUAGGGCAGCCUCAUCUAGUUGGUGUUUCGGGUCUUGUCUCUUCUUAGUACACUAACCUGGGAUUUGUAGAAUAAAUUGUAACUUUUUAAUUUAUAACAAACAUAAACUGAGCUCAUUGGUUUUACUCUUGUGUGGUACAUCUAGAUGCUGUGAGAUGGCCACCUGAAGUGUGACCCAAGAUUGUCCAAUCUUGGGAAAGGUGUUGCAGCAUUAGCUGGAGGUCAAAUGUUAGGUCACCUUUGGUCUAGGCCAGAACUCCAUCAGUCAGCGUACCGUAACACGUUUCAGACUUUCAGACUCCAAUCUGUAAUGGAAUAAGAACCAUAGUCUAACCUGGGGAUAGGCAACCUUUGGCCUUCCAGAUUUUGUGGAGCUUAUCUUUUCUGAUGCUUUGCCAGAAUUAUGGGUAUUAUGGAAAAUGUAUUCCACAACAUCUAGUUGGCCUUCUCCUGGACUAACCCAAGGUUUUCCAACUCUAGACCUGCAUGUCCUGUUGGGCUGUAUUUCUAUUGGUUAGCACAGAACUAUAGGAAAUAGUCAGCAUACGUUGGCUAUUCGUGGUUGGGCCUUUCGUCUGACCCAUCGACUGUCUUCGUUUAGACCCUUAAUCUGGGAUAGAAGAGUGAGAAUGUAUUGGAGGAUUUGAGCAGUUUAAACACAAGCAUCAUUGUUCCCACAGUGUCCUGUCUCCUGCUGGCUGCGUUGCUUGGUAACUUCGAUGUGUGGGAUUCAGCCUGCUAUUUUGACGCCCGUGUCCCUGACAGGAGUAGGUCGAUAAGAAAAUGCCUGACUCAUCAAUCGAGCCCAGGGUUUAAUCACAGUCACUGUCUUGCUUGUCUCAUCGCCCUUUUAUUUAUCUCUGCUCAGCUCAUUCUUCUGUCACAUGCCAUUAGCAGCUCUUUCCUCUGACACUGUUUGGUACAUACCCUAACCAGUUAUAGACUGAUACACGCUGGAUGAGGGUAAUAAGAGUCAAUAGAUGCCUGGUGGACCCCAUUGCUCGGGAUCAGUUCAUAACUGUGUAUUUACUAAACACCUUAAAGGGACACUCCAGGCACCCAGACCACUUCUGCCCAUUGGAUGGGUCUGGGUGCCAACUCCCACUACCCUUAACCCUGCAACUGUAAAUAUUGCAGUUUUCAUAAACUGUAAUAUUUACAUUGCAGGGUUAACUCUACGCACUAGGUCUCUCCUGCCGCCAGCAGCGCAUGCGCAAUAGGGAGGAGCGUGUGCGGACCCUGAACCAGCGCCGAGGGACAUCGGUGCUGGCUAAAGGUAAGUCACUGAAAGGGUUUUAACCAAGUUCAGCAACUUGGGAUAGGGGGUGGGAGGGAGAGGGGACCUGCAGUGCCAGGAAAACGGAUUGUACUGCAGGUCCCCUCUCCCUCCUACCCCCUAUCCCAAGUUGCUGAAGGGGUUAAAACCCCUAUAGAUCCUAUAGCGCCAGGAAAACAAAGCCGUUUUCCUGGCACUAUAGGUUUCUAAAGAGCCCUCCUCCCUUGCACCCCCCCCUCACCCCCCCGCAUGGCUGAAGGGGUUGAAAACCUUUCAGUCACUUACCUGAAUCCUGCACCGAUGUCCCUCAGCACUGGGUCAGGCUCUGCCUGAUGCUUAGCUAUGGCCAAAAUCUGACACUGGAUGUCCUCAUGCAGAUAAUGUUUGACAUUGCAGCACUAAGUGCAAUAGGGACACAGCUCCCAGACCACUUCACUUAGCUGAAGUGGUCUGGGUGCCUGCAGUGUCCCUUUAAGUAAGUGCAGCACAGACUGUUAAAUCUUGCAUUGUUCCUUUGCUUUUAAAGUGUCACUGCAUAUAGAUCAGCUUAUUUAAAGAAAUUUUUUUGUUUUAUAUAUAAUUAACCUAUAAAUACAAUUACUAUAUCAUUACUGACUAAAAUAUUUAGUUUGGCGUUGGGCAUAUUUAAAUUACAUCAAACUGCAUUUACGCUCAUAUCAAUGAGGUGGUCUGGAUGCAGUGGUCCUGUCACUUUAACGCGACAAUAUAAAACACUGCAUUUUAAAAAAAAAAUCAUUUUUUUUUAGUAAGCAACAAUGUUUACAUCUUAGGGUUAAAUCUGUCUUCCUCACAGCCACUAGAAACGCUUACUCUUCCAAACUGAGUAAAACUAGGUUAUGGAAUCAAAUGUUGCCGAUAACAGCAUUUGAUUGGAGGAGUGCCAUGUUUGGCCGCGCAUGCCUAGUUCCAAUCCAAUGCUCCUUUAUGAGAAGCAAUGGAUUGGAGGAGAUUGCGGGUGAUGUCAGUUUGGAUGCUGACAUCACCGGAGGUGGAGCUGGAGGUUGCAGAAGAAGAGCCCCGGCUCUGAUAGAAGGGGAGUAAUUUCUCUCAAACUUUAAUUUUUAUCUUGGGAUGAAAGAAGGGAAUCUAUAAUCUUCAAGUAACGAUUGCAAAUGUAAUUGCUAUAGGUUCCCUUUAAGUACAAAAACAAAGUCCUUUGCCGCUCGCAGCCAAUCAGAAUGUAGCAUUUGAUGAGUUCAUAGAUUUAGCUGUCAUCACUCAUAGCCUGCAAAAUGUAGAGGAGAGAAAGGGUAAAAGAAACACUCCAAGCACCAUAACCACUACAGCGUGCCCUCGUUCCCCUACUAGGGUAAGUAGCCAAACCAUUUGCAAACCUAGGGAGCCAGGCAGCUCCUCCAGGAGAGAUGGAAAUUAUCUUCACAGAGCUAGCCCGGCAGUGCACAGCUUAGCUCAUUGGCAGAGCGUUGACACUUUCAGCCAAUAAGCCAGUCCCGCUUAAGCUGUGGUUGCCAUCCGGCAGAGCCUAGGGAAGUUGUCAAACUAACCACUACUGGAGAUAUUUCUGAGUCUGUUGCGGUAUUUAUAUGAGGCACCUAUGUACUAUAACCACAAUGCAGCCCGGGGAACCGUUUUUCAGUUGUGCGUAAAACCGUUUUCAAGUGGCUUGACAUAAACCGUGGAUCUUGUGGGGUAUAUAUAUGUAUAUAUUAAUGCCAUGCAUAUUUGGACUGUAUUCAUGGCUGGGUGUGUCAGCAGACAUUCUCAGCCAAUUAAUACAAUCCAAACAGAAUUUAUGUAUCUACUUACCUGCAGACUUCCUGCACUCACAAUAUGGCUCCCUGGACUGCAUGCAGCAGCUGCGCAUGUAGCCACUCUGAUACCGAAUUAUGUGAUUAGCUCCUCACAAUGAGUUAAGAGUUUUAUUUGGGGAGUGGGUUGGCUGCUUGCAGUACACAUAGAUGCGGUUAACCCCUGGAGGUCACAUUAAAGGGACACUGUAGUCACCCAGACCACUUCAACUCAUUUUUUGAGAAACUGCAAUAAUUACCUUGCAGGGCUAAGACUUCCUCUAGUGGCUGUAAACCAGACAGACACUAGAGGCACUUCCUGCUUGCUUGGCGACUUUUGGUUGCCUAACUGAAUCUGGACGUUAUCAUGCUCUGCAUGAGGACACCCAGCAUCCGUUAAAUCCCCAUAGGAAAGCAUUGAAGCAAUGCUAAUCUGUGGGGAGGGCCUAAUGAGCUUGCAGCGCAUGCACAUUAACUUUCCCACCCCGUCCAGAGGAGGAGGCGGAGUGCCGACCCAGCACCUAGAGAGAUUGGUGCUGGAAUCGAGUUAGAGUUACAAAAGUUUUUUAAUCUUUGAAGGGCAAUCCCUUUAACAAAGCACAAUAUAACUUUGUAUCUAUACAUUAGCUGCCAUAUUGGCUAACACAUAUAAAACUUUAAAGGAUCACUAUAGGGUCAGGAACACAAACAUGUAUUCCGGACCUUAUAGUGCCAAACCAAACAUUUAAGUGGCUUGCCCUCACCCCCUCUUCCCCCCUUGAAUCAAUGCAUCUCUAUGAGGAAAAUUCAGCAUCUCCAUGCAAAGCGUGGGGACGCUGAACGGUAGGGCUGCUUACUGUGCAGCCUUGAGCCAGGAAGCCCCUCCAGUGGCCAUCUGAGGAGUGGCCACUUGGAGGUGUCCCUAGGGGCAAUAUAAACACUGCCUUUUCAUAGAAAAGGCAGUGUUUACAUGAAAAUGCCUGAAUGCAAUGAUUAUACUUACCAGAACAACUACAUUGAGCUGGUGACUAUAGUGUCCCUUUAAGUAACAUUACAGGUGCAAUUUAAUAUAUAUGAUAAAUAUCACCCAAAUGCUAUUGGUUUGGGAACAGGGAUUGGCUAAGAUUUAAAGCUGUUCCCUUUUACAGUGAGAGUAUAGAAAUCAGAUUCCUUUAUAAAAAAGCAACAAAAAACAUUGAUACAGAAUAUUGUACAGCGCUACGGAAUUUUGCUGGUGCUAUAUAAAUAAUAAAAUAAUAAUAUGUGUUUUUGAAUCAUUGUCUUUAUAAUACAUUACAAUAAGGGGCUUACUUUGCUUGUAGGGUCCCUUUAAGGAACUUGGAACUUAUAUUUCAGUGGCGAUACUAAUAAAACCUGGACUAUAUGGGUGCCUAACAUCUAAUUGUAGUGAAUUUAAAACGUUACCGCAAUAUUUAGGCUUAAAUAGCUGAGCCAUUGGUAGCUGUGUUCAUUCAUUUUUCCAUUUGAGCUUUUCUGGUCUUAUUUGCAAUUCAAUUCACUACAAUCCGAUGUUUAGUGAAUCAGCCCCUUAAAACAACCCAUGGCCCAUUAUUUGGCUCUGAUCCGCCCCUGUGUGCAGUGCAUUUUCUCUCCGGCUUGUACUACUGAUAGUUUAGGAAAAGAUGCUUGCUGGAGAUUGCCACAAGCUAUAAUUCAAGGCAUGCUGUGCUGGGCAGCGAGAGCUGCUAAAUCACACUUAGCUCUUCAGUUUGAGCAAGGGGAGGGCAUUUAUUUGCAUUUUCCAGACAACUUGAAGCAUUUAAUGAUAAUUCUGUCAAAGGUGGGCCUGGAAUCAAGUAGGAAAAAGAGUGUUUAUUGGGAGUUGUAAUUUGUUCCCACUUGACUGCUGUUCCUGUAGUUUUAUUUAUUUAUGGUAGAAAGUCUAGUGGGGAUUAAGUUAUACAAUUUAGCACUGGAAGGGGUUAAAGGACUGCGUCUGAAGAAUUUUCAAGGAUGGAUCAGGUGAAAUAUCAUUUAAAAAAAAUAUGUUUUUCGUGUUUGUUCAUGGUGUUGUUUUGUUGUGUUUUUAUUUUUUUCUUUCCCUUUGAAUGGACACUUUAAUUGUUGUUAUAUCCAAGAGUGGUUAAUCUGCUUUCCCUGAGUUAAAGCAAUGAAAGACUAUUUCUUUAAUGAGCCCUAGGAAAUAAUCGACUUGUGCACAAAUGUGCUUUAUCUGGUACAAACGAAUCCGAUGCCUUUUAACCCCUUAAGGACCAAACUUCUGGAAUAAAAGGGAAUCAUGAAAUGUCAUGUGUCCUUAAGGGGUUAAUCUGCACCCCAACAAACUGAUCCCUCUGGGAUUUAUCUUUUUGGUGUUAUUAAAAGAAAAAUACUACACAGGUAAAAUCCUGCACCGAUUUGAUUAGUUUGUGCGCUGAUUAAAAGUCUUUUUAUUCGUUUUGUAUCUCCUAAAACAGAUUUGUGCAGAAUUCUAGUAAACUGUGAAUCGAAAAACAAACUGAUUACAGUAGUAGGUAAAUGGAAACAAGUUCAAAAGCGGGUGCAGUAAAUACGUAUUUUUUUUAUUUAUUUUUUUUCUCCCAAUUUCUGAUGUCUUUACAUUUUUAUGAUUCCGACAGGUAAAGUACCUCACCAGUUAUCUUGAUCCGGCUGGGCUUGGAGUUAUAAAUUUUCGCGACUUCUAUCGAGGAAUCUCGGAGAUCCAAAAUGAAGGUGAGCUCCACAAACCUGCAUUGUUUCUAUAUAGACAUUUAUAGUCAUUGCUUCCAUUCCCCAAAUUACUGCAUAUUUAUUAAGACUAAACCUGGGCAAGUGGAUAUUUUUUCUAUUGCCCUUACUUCCUUGUUUGCUUGCUGUCUGGAGAUCCCCAUUUUGUGGUUAUUACUUCCUCCAUUGAAAGUGAUUCCAAGAAUGUCAUGCUAGAUUACUGUCAUAGCUCCAAUUUAUAUAUUUAUCUUUCCCCUUCAUUCUGUUAGUUUUUCCCUCUCUUCCUGUAGUGUCCAUUUCUGUUGUGUAUAUUGGCUGACGUUUAUAAAGUAUUACCUUUUUGUGUAUUCUUGUGCAGACUUUUUGGACUCCUUAUUUUUAUUAUAGUUUUGGUAGAGACUGACUGUAGCUGUGUGUUUUUGAUUUUGCUGUGUGAAGCAGUUCUCUGUUUUUAAUUGGCAAAGCAUCAGCUGGUGUAACGUAACACCAAAACGCCAAACUAAAUUUCUCCAGCUGAAACCUUGUUCCAUUCUUUAUGGCGCCAUACCUCCAAGUUGUAAGCCUGGACAGCGGACCCUAUCCCAUAAACCUAUUUUUUUAUUUUUAUUUUUACUUGCUAAUUUUAUAUCACUGUAAAGUCACUCAGGCAGCACAAUUUGACAAUGACAUAUAAUUUAUUAAAAAUAUAUAUUUUUGUUACAGUAAAGUGCUAGCAGUACAAACAAACUGCCAUUGAGAGAAAAUAACCUUGCAUUAUUACGCUACGCGCAGUACAGUCAGAAUGUCUUCAGAAAACGUUGUGUCUGGUGUCCUUGACAUAGAAAUCUUUCAUUACAAUAUGGUGUGUUAUUGGUGCUGUGGGAGGUGCAAGCGCUGUGUAAAUAGUAGUACUACAAUAGCCUUCAGUCUUAAACUAAACCCAUAUAUUCACAAUGAUGGUCCAAUUAUCUGUACACAGCAGUGGAUGGGAGUGAUAUCUGUGGCCCACACGCUAUGCUACGUGCCAUCAUUCACAUCAACCCUUCGCCAGGCUGGUAUUGGCUGGAGAUGGUGUGCGUUGAAAGCUAGUGUGCUGGGCAGUGUUAAUUUUGGUGGCAAAUUUCAAUUAAGUUUUCGCCAUUUUAGUCAUCUGAAUUGUUGACAAAAUAGCAUUUGGUGCUGUGGCGGGGUGGGACUGCCAUGCCAACUAGAUGUACUUUCUUUGUUUGAACCAGACGUACUUUGUGAGAGUUCCUUGUGGAUUUGCCAUUUGUAGAGGCAAUAACGCAUAAUUUAGGCUAGCCUACAGCCUCAUCGCAUAGGUACCGGUUUCUGCACGCCCAGGCGCUCUCAUUUUGGUGAAUUCUGAGAAAAGUCUGUGUAUCCUGCGAGGAACAUCAGAGUUUGGCCAGUGAGGCCCUGCACGCUCUCAGGCCAGGAGAGACGGUGAUCUCCUAGCCUGAAGCAUCACUGGCGGGAGCCGCGUUCCUAGUUAAUGUUAAUAGGAUUUUCAAACUUGCUGUGACUGGACGAGAGGGUAGUAUGUUUUUAUUUAUUGAUUUGGGUGUGGAUCUCACUCUCAAUUUUCAGCAUUUAUGGGGGGAGAGAUAAAAGAAAUGGUGCUAAAAUGUACAGUGAUAUCCUGAAAGUUGCAAAAAGAAGAUCCGGCACACAAAUUCCCAGAAUGCCAAUUUUAUUCAAAACUCUUCACCCUUGUAUCAGCUCCCAAAAGGGCUUUAUCAAGUAUGCAGGGUUCCGAAUAAAAUCCUAGGAAUUUGUUUCUCCUUCAUCUUUUAAUUUGCGUUUGUUUACUAUUUUCAGUGAUGGCUGUGAUUUAUCCCUGAAAGCAGGUGAAAUUCACAGCACAAUCUGUAUGCCGACUAUUUCAUCUUCCUGUGAAAUGUGGAGAUCCUUGCGAAUUCAAGGUACUCCUGUCUAACUGUGAGAGCACCUAUAAAAUAUGACACAGACCCUCUCCGCUAGCUAUGGCAAUCUACGUAUGCGUGCCACUGUUUAAAACGACAACGGUGUGGGCCAAAACCGUCAUGAACAGCACAGACAGGAAAAAUAUUGGUGCAAACAGAAAAUAAAAACAGAAUAUUGUAAAAACGGAAGCGCCCCAUUUUAUAAAUCACCCCCUUUAUGUCAGCCAGUUUUAUUAUUUGGGGUAUACUCGCUAAGCACUGAAUUGAUGUUAGUUAGAGGCAAAUUGAUACAAUGUAGACAAAAUAGCUGGAUUGAAGGCGUCUUUAACUCGGCUAUUGUCGCUGCUUGGCGUUUUUACCCUAAAUUUAGUCAUUCGAUUUUCAGUAAUAAACCCGUUUUCUAGUUCAAGGCUCUGCUUUCCACGUAUUGCAAAGAAAUCCAGGCCUGUAGAUUUGUAUCAAGUUUAUGAAUUGCCCAAACAUGGCUUGGCUGUUCUAGUUGAUCAGCGCACUCUGUAAUUGGAUUAGGAUGUUGCAAACACUUGUUGAAAUUAUAUUAACCAGGAAGAAAAUCUCAUUUUCAAUCUUUUACUGAUCCACGCACACAUAUAUAGAAAUGUGUCUAUUGAAUUUAGAAAUGCAUUGUGAGUCUUUGUAACGUAGAGUAACGCAGUCUGGCUAUCGUCUGUCUUGGACUCUGGUGAAAGAGAAAUAAUAUCAUCUGGCCUGUAUCUAAAAUCUGUUCUACUCUUGUAUUAUCCAUAGACAAUAUGUGGAACUGCACUCAGCCCUUCACUCUGGAAUCCUAGGUUGCUCUUGGAUCAGUCCCAGUACCAGUAGUUCCCAGUAGUUCUUGGGUGCAAUAAAACUGCCUAUUCUUUGGAACAUUUUGGAGUGCCUGGAUUACUUUUCUACUCUUGUAUUAUAUGAUAAUACUAGAUUGAUUUGAGCUGCUGGUUUCCCGUAUAGUUUUGCCAAAGGUAUCCUGCUGGGUAGUUUGUCUUUAAAAACUUUAGGGAGCAAUAGAUUGAUUCCGACAGCUGAACUUUGUUUCAUUGAUCCAAGCAUAGGCGUGCGCAGCCUAUUGCAUAAGGGUGUGCACCCUAAAGCACAAACACACACACUGUUUGUGUGUGUGUGUAUAUAAUAUAUGUGUGUGUGUGUAUAUCUAUCUAUCUCUACACACACACUGCUGUGUGUGUAAGGGCGAUGAAUGUGUGGGGGUGGGGGGCCAUUUAGUUAAUAUCCCACCUCCCUUCUUACCUUUUGUAGGGAGGGGGGACCAUGCUGCUGCCAUCCCUGGUGGUCCAGUAGUGAGUGAACCCUAGCCUGCGGGGCUAGAGUUCACUCUCGCGAGAUCUGAGUGUGAAGAAAUCACAAAGUUAUUUCGGCUAUUUUAUUUCAUUCGGUAGCUGUAACUACCGAACAGAGACCACCCCCUGGUUCAUUAACUUCAAAACGAACCAUCAUUUAAGCCCUCUCCCUGUGCGGCCGCCGUUCAUAUGGUCGAACGCCACGUGGAUGAGAAAACGGCGGCCAUCUUGUUGGCGCGAACAAAGGCAGCGGGACUUGGUCAUCGAGUGUCUGGAACUAAAAUUGAACACUUGACUUCCCAAACACCAGUCCCAGCGUACAAACGCUUGCUUCUUUGUUUCCCGAACCGCUAGGACAGCGCUGUUCGGUACUUUUGUUCAUACGAAUGAGGGGAACAAUCUCUGCUAGGAGCCAGGGGGAACUGUUCGUGGAUUUAUUCGUUUUUUGAGACUUUUUGAACUAGACCAGCAAAACCACCAAAACUUGUGGAACUGUUUUGGGCAGGAGCCUCAUAGGUUGCCGGUCACCUAAGACCUCCAUGGAAUUCAAAAACCCCUGAACUGAUCUGGGUGACUUUUGGAUAUGUUGGUCACCCAGAUCAGGGCUAUCAGGGGAUACCUUAUGUUUUUAGGGUGCGUUUUUAAAAGUUGGGUAAAAUUGUGAUUUUUUUAAAUUUAUUUUCCUGCCUGGCGAUAAUGAAGUUUUUACUUUAUCAGCCUUAAUUAUCUCCAGGUAGAGAGGAGGGGAUUAUAUGUUUGUACUGGGAGUGUUUAAGUAUUUCUUUGCUUAUGAUUGGCUGUAUGAUUUUAUGUUCCUGUGGGAGGUCCCCUUGCACGGGGACUUGCAUAAAAGCCAGUGUGGCAUCAUUAAACUUGGGUUCUGGUACACCCUUCAUCUAGACUUCGGCUGAUGUUUGGGUACCUUUCUGCUUUAUUGGGAGAAUCUACUUGGGAAGCUGUUAUUUGGUAUGGGAAUUCGCUUACUUUAUUUAAUCGAACAGCGCGUUAUAAUCAUUGAUACUCUGGACGUUUGGGAGGAAACUACCGAAUGGGAGUAGGAUAUACAAGGUUUUCUUACACUGAGUGUUGCCGUGGCAACGCUCCGACCUCACAAGAGGUACCCGGCGGAACUGCUGGCUAGAACUGCCCGGGACCUCUCCUGCCUCCCUCCCUGCCUGCCUGUGGACUGGUGAGGGAGAUCUCUGAUCUUUGAUCUCCCUCACCGACCCAUGAAGGCACAUGCCGUGGGGAUUAGGGUGUGCCCAGGCACACUCUGUGUGCGUGCCUAUGGAUCCGAGAAUUGUUGGGUGGAAAACUAUUAGGACUUUUGGGCACAAAGUUGGAAGAUAAGGAGUUUCUGUGCAUUGUUAAGCUGCGCUUUGGUAGACCUACUAUGAUUCUGUACUAACACUGCUUAUUUUAAUAAAAAGGAUUUUGUCCUUGUAUAUUUCUAUUUUAUACUUAUAACUUAUCCCAAUUUAUAACAAAUUUGUUACAAUUGGACAGAUUUUACAUGUAGAAAUCUACAUCACUAUAGUUAACUGGGAGCCUCCAUCUUGACUACGUGUGAAUCGAUUAUAAGCUCUGCACUUUAAACCUGCCAGUCAACUUGUCAAAUAUUUUUGUCUCUGCCCCCAAUUCACUGUGUGCCCUGGCUGUGCCAGAACAGAACUGGACUGUCAGGUCUACUUUUAAUUUUUUUUUUUUUAUUUUAGUAUACAUAUAAACAAAAACAGAAAAUCAUGUGAAAAACAGGUUAAACCGGUGUGAGGGAGGGGGCACAGCAUCAGGGAGAUGGUCACCCAGGAGUAUAUGCAAGUUAAUAGGAUGCCCAGGGAGAUGGCCAUUCUGGGUAGAAAUACCUUGAAAUUUGCUAUUGCAGUCGCAAGGUAAAAUAUGAAGAAAAGUUAAAAAAUUAAAACACUCUUGCGCUACUGUUUGUGGAACUUUUCAAACUAAUUUCAGGCCAAAACUGUUAAACUGAAAAUAUAGUUGACUUGAUGAAUUGUUCCAGUUCACUUCUUUUGGCCUAAAUGUUGAAAUUAACUGAAUUCCAAACAAUUCUCACACUUUAGUGAUUAUACCUGAAAAUAUUUGAUUUAAAUGCUGGAUCUUUAAGUCUGCAUGACUUUUUCUAAUGUUACUUUGUUAAUGCAGUGUGUAAAUGGCGGAUGGUUUAUUGAAUAACAUGGUGAUCACUGUCGCUCUCCUCUUGGUAGAUCUUGACCUGCAACUUUACGACAUGGGCUAUCCGUCCGAGGAGGAGCCGGCCUGCUCUGUGGAUUUUGAUGACCUCGCAGCGUUUGAGGUAAAAGCUGUUUUUGUUUUGAUAUUUAUGGGUUUUUGUUUUCUGUCACUUGCUAUUUGUGGCAAGGAAGAGGUUAAUAAUCUCUUCCUCUUUAAGAUGCUAGUAAUUAACAGAUUCCUCUGCUUUUUGGCUAAAUUUGCAGCUUCCUAGCUGUUACACUAAACAGUUGGUGAUGGAGUUUCAAAAUGUACAUCACAACAGGAGUGUUUCAUUGUUUCCAAAUGUUCUAUUUUUUUGCCUAAAUUUUGCAAUUCGGAUUUUCAUUCACUAUGAUUCAGAGUUUGGUGAAUAACGUCAUGCAACAAACUAUCUGCACUUGAGAAAAUCAAUCCGUGGGAAAAUUGAACUGUGGCAUUGGGCCAAGGCUUAUCAGGCACUUGUCACGUGUAUUUUCACCUGUGUUUAAAACUUGAUAGCAGUGUGGACAGCUUAUAAGGAAUAUGAUAAACGAAUAUCUUUCUCUCUGUGGAUCCCUGUUUUAACCCAUUACUGGUCCCUGAUAAGGACUCAUUAUUAAAAUCAUACAGCACAAAUUCAUCAGGGUCAGCAACUUAUAUGAAUUUAUUUAUUUUUGGUUUUGGGAUUUUCAUUUGGUACUUGUCACUUUUGUACAAUGAGCAUUAACUAACCCAAGAUAAAGAGAGUCCUACCUGUGUUUACAAAUGCUUUGUCACUUUUAUUUACACCACUAAAAUAAACCGAAUGGGCACAUCCAUCACUUGUACUUACCUGCACAGGUGAGCUCGUUGUUCCUUUUCAGUAACCUGUACAGUCUGGUCUGGUCUGGAGUGGAUAAUUUGCUUGUUCUAUGUUUACUAAUCCACUCGUUUUAGGCUAAUCUAACCAAACUGGAACAAUUAUAUUUUGUCCUAAAACUUGCAAUUCCAGUCUGUCCCAUAUACACACAUCUGUGUGCCCAUAGCCUACAUGAAAUACUUGUUGCUCUUAUCCAGCCUUUUAAAUGACAUAACAGCACUGCGAUAACAAUAACAUGCCUUAGUUGCUUUGAGUUUGUGUUGUGUGUGUGUGUGUGUGUGUGUGUGUGUGUGUGUGUGUGUGUGUGUGUGUAGAAAAAAACUAAACAAAUUUUUUUUAUUUUAUUUUUUAUUUUAUUUUUUUAAUCUUGCGAUCUUCCUUUGCCUUUAUACAAUAGUGGGAUGUACGCAUGUUUAUGUUGUGUUGUUGCCUUCAUUUGAAAUGUAUCCAAUUGAUGUGCAAUUAACAAAGAUAACGUUGUAACUCCAGAUUUGUAAUGUAUUUAUCAAUGUUUAAUUAGCCGCUCAAUGAAACUAUACAUAUGGUGUUUUGCAUGCGUUGAGCCUAGCGCUGAGAUUGCUGAUUGGCGGACUUUAUGUCGUUAGGGUGUUUUUAUAAAGAUUUACUGAAAGCAUAAUCUGGGGUUGACAGACCAUUUAUAGUUAAUCUGGCUAGACUAACGGGUUUGCAUUGCAGUUGUUUGUCCGUCACCUGAGCUCCACUAUAAUGUACAUUUAAAGGGAUAAUAUUCUGUUAAAAAUCUUAUUCAUAAAAUAUACAAACCAGGUGGAUAUUGUGUACAAUGUAGCAGAUUACAAUUUGUAUUUUUGUGGUAGUAUUUGGUUUUGUUUUUUUGCGCAUUUAUGGGGUAUUUUCAUUGGGGCUACUUUUGCGCCUUUUUUUUUUUAUCUACAUGUUAGCUGCUCACAUUGUAAUUUCUAUCAUGCCUUGUGUUUUUGUGAUGUUUGUCUUUUGAUUAUUUUUUUUUGUCAUUUUUCUUUACAAUUAUUUAUAUUCUGCAGCACUGUACAAAAGGUAAACAAAACAAUCAUUUAAUUCUUUCAAAACCCAUUUUACAUACACGCACAAAAGUAACUGGCCCUGCCCAAAUGAGCUUACAAUCUAAAGGUGAGGGUUUAUUUUUUUGUUUGUUUUUUUUCUAUACAAAGUAUUUACAAUUUUUUUUUUUUUUAUUUGUAUUAUUCUUUCUUUUGUGAUGAGUGCCAUUUAUCAAUGUUGUCAUAAAUGGAGUGGAAUGAAGUGUUACACCUAUAAUGAAACCACCUAUUCUCUCACUCCCUCCCCAUGUAGGCCACCAUUCACCGAUUCGCUCAGCUUCACACACAUAUUUAUACACACGCAUCCCUUAACAUUCACUUUGACAGUGUUUUCAAUACUUCCUUUGCCUCCCAAAAUCCAGGGACACUUUCAUCAUACUGUCCUUUUUAAAGUGUGCUGCAGUGGUUAAGGAGUCAAACAAGCACAGAACAGUUAGACUUUUUUCCUGGGGUACCCCGGGGCGCUGUUUCCUGCCUCCACUACUUUCAACAGAGUGCCGGAAAGUCUCUGUCUGUGCAGGGCUUACCUCACACGCUGAGAGCAAUCAGCUGACCUUAGACAAUGAGCUAACCGUGAACUGCAGGGCUUGGCUGAGGAGGGCUUACAGGUGCUUCGACGCAUUAGCUUCUGGCUCUCUUAAGGAAAAGGUGGGAGCAGCUCCCCAGGUUAGACGUCAAACAGUUCUAAAACUGUAUGACUGCUGACAAUGGGGGUUGUCAGGGCACUGCGCUGUAUUGUAGUGCUUAUGGUGCUUGGAGUGUUGGUCUUACCUUUUUGAUGAUUUGGCUGCUUUUUAACCUUUUAUUUGUGAAUUGGCUUCUAACCUGUCCUUGCAUACUAUACAAAAAUUCAUGCCUGCGAUCUCAAACAUACCAACAGUACUGAUAUACAUGAAUUCACUCAAUGUGUACAAAUUCACACAAUGGGUUUAGAUACACAAAUAAGCACACACUGAAACAUGCAGCCGUGCACUUAUUUUCGACGUGGACGCGUGCUUACAAAUACACAAAGGGAUGAUAUGUAUACGUUUAGCGGGCAGCUAUGGAAAAUAGACUAGAUAAUGGCAUGUAUCGGGACAGAAUCGCUAAAUCGAAACAUUUCUACAAAUCAGGAGUUUUCUCUUUUGGCCCAAAAUGUGAAUUCAGUUGUCAGUGUCCCUAAAUUCCCAGUUUAGUGCAUAAAUCCCUUAGUGUAUAUUGGCCAUCGUAGUUAUCAUUUUGUCCUUGACAAUAGCCAUGGAUAGGAUAAUAUGAAACCACAGGUUAUCUGCUGCACCCUGCUGGUUGGAGAUGGUAUUAUUUCUGUUCUCCAUAUCGGAAGUACAAACAAGACAUACAGCGUUAGAAAUUUAUUAACCCUUAAGGACACAUGACGUGUUACAUGUCAUGAUUCCCUUUUUAUUCCAGAAGUUUGGUCCUUAAGGGGUUAAAGGAACAUUAUAGUCCCCUAAAUUACUUUAGCUAAAUAAAGCCAUUUUAGUGUAUAGAUCAUUCCCCUGCAAUUUCACUGCUCAAUUCACUGUCAUUUAGGAGUUAAAUCACUUUGUUUCUGUUUAUGCAGCCCUAGCCACACCUCCCCUGGCUAUGAUUGACAGAGCCUGCAUGAAAAAAAAAACUGGUUUCACUUUCAAACAGAUGUAAUUUACCUUAAAUAAUUGUAUCUCAAUCUCUAAAUUGAACUUUAAUCACAUACAGGAGGCUCUUGCAGGGUCUAGCAAGCUAUUAACAUAGCAGGGGAUAAGAAAAUCUUAAUUAAACAGAACUUGCAAUAAAGAAAGCCUAAAUAGGGCUCUCUUUACAGGAAGUGUUUAUGGAAGGCUGUGCAAGUCACAUGCAGGGAGGUGUGACUAGGGUUCAUAAACAAAGGGAUUUAACUCCUAAAUGGCAGAGGAUUGAGCAGUGAGGCUGCAGGGGCAUGUUCUAUACACCAAAACUGCUUCAUUAAGUUGUUCAGGUGACUAUAGUGUCCCUUUAACUUAAUAUUCAAGGGAAAACAGAAUUGCAAGUCAGACUGACUGCAGAAGAAUCAGAGAAUAUUUUAAAACCUGCUUUUAUGGUCUCCGUCUUUUACGAUUUCUUUUCACUGGUUAAUGAAAAAAUCCCUAUGAAAUAACCAGACGGAUACACAGGUGAUCUGUCUGCGCAUUUGUUACCUUGCCACCAUUCUAAUGAAUGGCUCCUAUUAGCCUCCAGUUUACUAUAAGGUGAUUAUUUAUAAAUGGGAAUUCUGGGGCAAAGUUCUAAAACUGGAGUAACUUGCUAGUUACCAUGGUAAUAAUUCCACUUUUAGAAUCUCUUUAUAAAUACCGCCCCCUAUGUAUUCUGUGUAUCCUGUUUCGCAGACUCCCUUGUCGUUUUUUUUUUUUUUCUCAUUUAAAUUCUGCAGACAGAUUAAGAGAUAAUUAGUUAUGGUGAUACCUUUUAUUAGUUAAGUAGAUUCACUCUGACAUCUCAGGUCUACAAACGGGUGUCAAUCAUGUCCUUUUAUAUAAUGCAUUUAUACAAUACCCCCUCUUUGUUAAACGGCCAGGCCUUUGAUCAUCCGAGCUGUAAAAUAUUUUUGUUUAUCAAAAUCCUUCUCUAAACACACAUUCAAUUGAAACUGUUGCGUUUGUUUUGUUGAUUCCAUAGACUAUACCACAAAAUGUUAAUGUAACAGAAACCUCCUAUCAGGAAUAAUUAAAGGCACACUCCAGGCAGCCAUACACCUUGGCUGCAAUGUGUAGAUUAGGUUACACUUAAUUAUCCUGCCUGUUUUUAGUAGGAAAUGGCUUUUAUCCUUUCUCCACCUCCAAACUGUCCCGUUUUUUCCUUUUUUGUUCCAGUAAUACAACUGUGGUUCUCAUUAUUAGCUUGUACAGGAAAGGAUUCUGGGAGUUGUAGUUCCCCUUACAAGCAUUCCACAGCAGAAACCUGAUCACUGUACUUGAACUCCCACCAAGCCUAUACGAUGGUGUGGUAGAUUUAUGGGAUAAAAGUCUGCAAGAGACUGAGAAUCAUGACUGAGGAUCCAUACCCUGUUCUGGGCAUAGCUUCCUGCAGAAUAUUCAAAGCAUGGACGUUUACAGCAAAUACAGGGGCUUCAAAUGGGAGUGUCUUUCCCUUUUUUUAAAUGUAUUCAUACCACCCAAGUAUCAAUAUUUAGGAGGAACCGUCCCUAUUUUGGGCCCAAAUACCUCUGUUCUAAUGUCCCUCUUUUCUAGGAGCUCCAUAUUGUUGGUGUGUCUGAGUGUAUAACAGAGCUCCACAACAAUAAUACUCCCCAUAAUGAUGUUAGGACGUUCUAUACGCUCCCUACACAGUUUGUUUAGAUACCUGUAGGACAGCAUGGUGUGAGCUGGGUUAAAUCACUGCUAACUGCAGUAAACUCCGGUAUCAAUGGAUACCCCUCAUCUUAGUCCGAUGGGGCCAUUUUUAGUGACUCCAAUGAGCUGUAAGCAGUGCUGCUUAUAGCCUUUUUAAAUAUCUUCAUAAAAGCACUAAUUGCUGGCAGGCUGCUUCAUGGAGACCCCCAGGGUCCGAAUAGGUCUUGGCAGGGUCUCCUAGCCUGCCCCAGUUUAUUGUGACCGGCGCUUGGCUUUCCCAGUUGCCCAGCACCGACCACCGUGUAAUUGGCUGGGAAACUGGGCUACAUUCAUAAUUACAGUGAGUGUUAUUAUGGAAACGGCCGGUAGAUGCAGCCCACCUUGUUAAAGGGACAUUCCUAGCACCAAAACAACUUAAUCUAAAUUAAGUUGUUAUGGUGUCAGGUGGCUCCUGGAGGCACUCUUUCAUUAAGGUGUUAAACGGUUCUUAUACGGCUUAACCCCUAAGUUGCCUCCAGCAGCGAUGUCUAAUCCUACCCACAUCAUUCAGUUUCUGAAUAUUCAGUUACAGGAAGUGCUGAGUGGCCGACACUCUCAGCCAAUCAGCGAUUCCCCAUUCACAAAACUAGCUUGCAAAGAAAUGUACCUUUUUUAGAAGCCAGUUUUGGGAAUGGGAAGUCUCUGACCGCAUUAGCGGCUUCACUCUGCGCUUCCUGUGAUUGAAAAUUCAGAAGCUGAAUGCUGCAGGGGAGAAGUGUACAUCACCACUGAAAGCAACUUAGGGGUUAAACUGUUCGAGAACAGUUUAAACUCUUUUUUUCCUGUAGGGUCCUCCUGGCACCAUAAUAACUUAAUUUAGAUGAAGUUGUUUUGGUGCCUCUAGUGUCCCUUUAAAUAGACAGUAGCAGGGGAUUUCCUUAGGAUUGGGGUUAGUGGUGAUGGUAGAUUUAGAACACUGUUUGUGUUAAGAUCUCGGAACACACUGUUAGUGGCUCUUCUGGAACAAUGGGUUUAAUUUAUCUCCGAUUUCUCAAUAGAAUAUCUCAUUAAUCACUAUGAAAAAUGAUAGAUUAAUUGACUUGUGGGGGAAGUUUUCACUUACAGUUAACCGGUCAUAACAGGUUAAUUUUAACUUGUUCUUUAUUUGGAUGGGAGGGGCAUGGUCACGGUGUUUAAGCAGCGGAGGUAAGUAAAGUACUUACCUCCACCGAACUAGGCUGUAGGUAAUGAAGUCAUCCCAUAAUGCACUGGCUGUUCUUAUUACUGCUCACACAUCUACAGAUAAAUUAUGGAUGAGCGCAUGCAUAUUUGAUAUUUUCUCCAGCAGAAUGCACGGCACCCCAGGAGUUAACAAACGGUAUCUAUUUUAGCUCUUGUGGCCAGCAUGUCCUAUAAAUGAAAAUUAAAAAAAGAUUAGAACAUAAAAGCCUGUAAGUAAUUUUUUUACUUUUUUUUUUUAAAUUUUUUUAUGUCAUUAUUUAGUUGUGACAGUGUCCUCUUUUUUUUUUUUUUUCUUCUAUAACUUUAAACGUAUUUGCCAUUGGACUACUGGUGAUCUGAGCACAAAGUAAUUUCAGAAACCUUCCAUAGACCAUACUUCCAUGUUGGAAUGCUGGCUCAGAGUAGCUUGGUAUAUCUGGGCAAUGAAAUGGCCUCGCACUCUGCGUCUCUCAUGGCUACGUCCACUGCAGGGGUAAUUUAGAACACAAUUAACUCCCAACAAUUCACAGAUCCGCGAGAAUCCAUUUGAAAUUGAGUGAAUGUCACAUUUUAAGCAUAACAGUCUAUUGGCUGUUCUUGGCCCAAAAUAUGUUUUGAAUUCCUGACAAAACACACUUUUUAAUGAAUAACCCUGUAAAUGUUCUCUUAGAGUUCACGUAAGCACGUGCCUGUUUAGAAGAUUACUUGGGGUCUUUGUAUGUCCCAGGUUUUUAGUUUUAACACUUCACUCUCACUUCUGACACUUUCCUCCUUUUUCUGUGCUCCACAUACCCUCUCUGAAGGCCAUGGAGGCAACAAAGUCCAUUUAGAGGGCCGGCGCAUGAAGAGCCAUUGUGUGAUUGAUUGGUUUCAUUGUUUACUGUAAAGUACUUGAAACACCUCAUGCUGGGGCUUUGGGGAAGUGAUUUUGGGGGGGAGGGCCGGGGUUGUAUUAUCAAUUUACACAGGAAAAAAAAACCUCCUCAGCACUUCCUCCCACAUUAAACAGGGUGAUGUAAGAACACUUCCACAUUCUGAAACCUUGUGUAAACGCAUGUGGCGUUUAUUCCACUCUCUCUUCAUAAAGAGCGAGAAGAAGGGAUCAUUUUGCUAUUAAGACCUGUUUAAUUGGUAACUCUGCUGCAGAUGUGAGGCUGGCAAAGCACCAUGGGAUUUGUAGUUUUAGUACAGCCAGAGAGCUGUAUUUUAGGCACCCCAGCCUUUGGGUUUCCAAUAAGGUUGAUCAAAGAUAAUGUGAUCACCCCAUAAGUGUAAUAUUUUUGUUGCUGGCCAGGAAGAUGGGAGCAUAGUGAUACUCUGCAGCCCCCGCUGCUCAGGUGCAAUGCUCUGUGUGACAGGAGGUGUGUACCUGUAGCAAGCUCACAUGACUGCAGACAGGUUUGUCCCCUCCCUGUUCCAGGGAGACGCAGCUCCAGGUUACAAGGUCAGAAACAAAAGCUGGUCUAUUCCCUGCUCAGGCUUUCUGGACUUUCCCCUCCCCAAAUGUUCCCUUCCUCCUCCCCCCUCCUACCCCCUCCAAGACUCUAAGGCUGCUUUCCUAACUACCUCUUGGCACAAACUGGCACCCCUGUCUGAGGGUGCAAUGCUGGUGCUAGGAGCACAGGCUGGGAUCCCUACCAGGAUGGCAUUAUUACAGGUGGGUGCUGAUUUGCAUGUAGACGUACACAUACACCUUUCCAGCUUUCUGUGCACUUCUGGAGUUACACUGCCUUCUCUCUGGUGUAUAGAAAACUCUUGCGCUGUGUAUGUACGUGUUGUGGUUUUCGUCCUGGCACUGUAUUCAGCAGAUGUGUUUGAUAUACAAUUUGAUUUCCGUGUUGAGAUCUUGUUACAUAGAUGAUGUAUGCGUACACAGAAGAGGUAGCUUACUUGAUACUGUAUCUGUCUCUACAAUGUCAGCAGUACUGAUGUUUGUAAAUAUACAAAACAGACUGACAAAUAUUUGAAAGUAUACUUAGUAGCCAUUUCUAACAUUCCUUUUAUUUUGAUUUGCUUACUUUUUUAAAAUUAUAAAUAAACUGCUCCAAGAUGUUUAUAUGCCAGUAUAUUUAAAGGUGCCUGGUUGCUGCAUUUUUAAGUCAUACAAUUUGUUUUCAGCUAUGCUUGUGCGCUAUGUAAUACGUACCUCACUCUGUACAUCGAUCUGUUGUUUUAUGUUUUAACUUUGUUUUUAAAUGCUCCUCUCUUCCCAUUUACUACUUGCACUGUGCAAUGUUGUUGCUUGAUUUUAAUAAAUGAUCAUCUGUAAUCUUGGCGACGUGAACAUUGCUGGUGUGUGUGUGUGUGUGUGUGUGUGUGUGUGUAUAUUGCUGUUUUUGAGUGUGUGUACACAGUUUGCAUAUUUCUCCAUGCAGUAGGUGUACAGGGUGUUCUGUAUACAGCCAGGUUAAUGAGCCGUAACAUCCAAAGUUAUGAUUAUCUCUGAUUCCUGUUAAUAAAGAACCCGGUGUGUUAUAUUAAGCAUCUAUAUUAACCAAGAGCGCUUGGAAAAUACCAGUGAUGGAUAGCUGUGUGCAGUAAGUGAAUUAUCGCACCCAGGUCUGCUGACUUUUUUUAAAAGGUCCCCCUCCACUCUGGGAGUAUUUAUCGUGACAUAAGCUUCCUAUAAUCCACUUCUUACUGCGAGACCACCUGCAUAGAGGCCACCGCCAGUGCUUUGUUGUGUGUAAAUCUGCAACCCCUAUAAAUCCCUCUGUGCAUCCUUUUAAUAUGUUAAAUAGCUCCGGCAUUUCAGAUAGACUGGGAGGACUCUUUCUUGCAUUCAGAAAAUUAUCUGGAUGUGUCGUUGGCUAAUGGGACUAUAACAAUGUUUGUUUGGGUUUUGGUUUUUUUAGACCACUUUAUGGCCUGUGGUUAUGUCAUUUUAGUUUAUGUAAAUCUCUUAUAACAACAAGAACAAGUUGGGUUUUAUCUACACAAACUAAUAAAUGAACACAAACCUAUGUUACAAUAUUGUGAGUUUUAUUGCGUGGAGCUCUGUGAUACCUACAGCGCAUUACUGUGUUUAUUUUGCAGUGGAGCUCUGUGAUACUCUCAUACAUGCUGUACAUUACUGUGAGUUUUAUUGCUUACACGCAUCUAUCUCUGAAAUGUAACCAUCUUUUCCGAUCAAUAAAGGUAUUGACUACUGAACUAUAUUACCCAUAAUCCCACCUGAGCCACAGUAUGUGUCGUAUGCCCAGUUUCCACUGAAAACUGUGGCAUAGCUAGGAUUGGCUGACAGGUGUCCGCUGCUCCCUAGUCUAGGCAAACUUUGGAACAAUCUGCAAACACAGGGAAUUCAAGGGUAUUUUAGCCCUUUAAUUUUAACCACUUUUUAAUGUUUAUUUUCUUCAAUGUUUCCUAGAAGGUCCCUUUAAGUCUGUUUAGUCUCCAAAUCCUUCAGCUGAAAGACUAGUUACAUCCUCCUUGUGCAAGCUGUGGUGUUUCAGCAAUACUUCCUUAAACAAGGUGUUUCAGAAAGUCUAUAUACAGAAUGCAGAUUAAAGAACAGCGGCCCACUGUAUUUGAUUACUUUGUUAAAUACCUUUAACAUUGGUAUAGGGCCCACCGAUAUUGGGGUACUGUGACGUAGUGGUGGGCUUAACACAAUAUGGACGGAUGGUAGAAUUGAAUCCCCGUAUUUAAGUAGUCUUGUAAAACUAACUAUACUUCUGUGUGUGCUAUUACUUACUCUGUAUGCUGUGUAGAUUUUGGUCUCUACGGUUGCACCAUUGCUGAGAAAUGCAUGUUCCAGGUGUGCCCCCAAUUCCCUAAUUUACUACGUGUUUAUAUGCAGGGUCCUGACCCAGUUAUCCUCCCUGAAAACCUUUACAUUACUCCCCCCCCACCCCCUAUUCAACAAAUAUGAAAACUGUGCCUACUCUCCUAUCUCUCAAUCAACCUUCACUGACCAAGCGGCUGCAACAACAGGCCGCCUUGCGGCUUCCCAGCCCGCGAGAACUGAGAGGGAGCUGGGGCAGCCGGAGCAGUAAGUGAUGCAGCUCGCAAAACAGGGCUCCUACGCCCCCGAGCCCAUCAGGCCGACCAACUAGCACUGAUAACAACCAGGGAAAGCUGUUUCCACGCCGGAAUUUCUAAAAUGGUAUGGUGGGAAAAAGCCUGCGUAUAUAUACCCCGGCCCCCCCUUACCACAUCCCACAUCCCAUCCAACAUUUUUUCCCAAAUUGUAUGCAUGGCGUACACUUGUCAACCCAUCCUUCAACUGGAACAUUCGCGCACUAGCCCACUCUCCAGAUGUUAUCUACCUGACGUUAAAAUUAAUUUAGAAAAUACCUUAAACUCUUUGAAAGUGUCUCCUUUACUCUAGAGAAAGCAGUCCUGCUACGAUAAACCACUUACAAUGUAAAAUUGUCUGGGUCCUGGUGAUUAUGAUAAGCCUGCUCCAGAAAUGGGGAAAACAAAAUUUCAGGCCCCCUAUCCAGAGAGCACUUCAAACACCAUAACCACUUUCUUUUUCUUUGUGAGGUUCUUCCGCCGUGUGUUACUUUUUAAUCGUUGGGUGAUCGAUAGUUUUGUAGAGUGCCCUUUGGCAUAGAUUGACUACCAGAGCAGAAACCCAUAUAUUUAAUUUUAUAUUUCAAAGAUUCAUUUUUUUUUUUUUUUUUUCCGGUUAUUCUUUCCAAAGAGCGAGCUGCCAUAACCGUGCUUUAUAAAUAAAUGAUUUCAGUAUACAAUUGUUCAGAUAGUGGUGUUUAUUGUGGUGAACGCCUGCCUGUGUUUGUCGUUGCUGUGUGUGCAUUAUCAUGUAUUUGGUGCUGUAACCUCCCCUGUCAUCUUCCUGAUGACUUUUGAACCUUGUUCAGAUAAUGUUAUCUGUCCGUGAACAGAGGAAUGGAAAUGAUUUUCUCCUAAAUAAAAUGCUGAGUAGAGAAUUUUUGUGUUCUUGUAACUGCUAGUGGAAUUGAACCUUUUUCUUUUCUUGUUUGAUGUUAUCUGAGGAGUGCUAUGCAUUUUUGUGUUUAUGUAUUUGACUUUUUAGUUUUUUUUUUUCUUAUACUCCUCUUAACCCAAUUUAAUUUAUUUUUUUACUUGCAUUUUACAUUAGGAGUUUGAUUUUUGCAGUGGCAUUAAAAUAAAUAUUGAGUGUUUGAGACCCAGGUUAAAGCGUUGCUUCAAGCACCAUGACCACUUCAGUGUUUUGAAGGACAGGUAGGGCUAUUCUAACCAAAAUAGUGUUUUUGUUUUUUUUUGUUUGUUUGUUUGUGUUUUUUUGGGUUGGAGUCCAGUGUGUAUCCAGUGUUGCCGUAAAGUUCUCGGUUAUAAAGUAUGUAUUCAAGGUUCAUUAUAUAGGAUUUUGCAACUUCUCUAUUCCUCACACUAAGGAACCCUCUGGUCCUUUCUCGCCCCCUCCCCCUCUUUGAAAAAAACAAACAAACCCUUUUUCACUUUGCUUAUUCUAGUUACAAUGUACCUUGGUGCUACGUCUCCUCUGACAUCAUCUGACGGGGGAUCUAAUGCGCAUGCGCGGCGAGUGCUUAGUCAUAGGAAAGCAUUGCCUCAAUGCUUUCCUAUGGGAAUUUCACGGACGCUGGAUGUCCUCCAGGUGAAGAGGAGUAAAGACUGCAGGUUACUUUAAAUACUCCCUUCAGAGUACUUUAAGCAAUAUACAGGGUUUUCCUGUUCCAAAUAUUCAUUCUUGUAAUGUUUCAGUGCCAGAUUACAAACAAAAAGUGCUUAUGGUGAACACUGGUUGUUUUCUGUGUCAUACAGGAGUAUGACAAAAAUGUAGGACAUACCCAAGACUGCUGUUGGCAAGUAAGCUUACACUGUAUACUCUAGGGUUUAACACCAUGCACAGGUAGUGUGUGUGUACACUCGGUGUACCUACUGGUGCUCUUAUCAGUUAUAGCAUAUGCGACAAGAAAAGUAAAUGCAAAUUGCCAUGCAAGGAACUGAUUUUUAUUUUAUUUAUUUUUUUUGCAGCCUAUGUUGUUUUUUUUUCUUUUUUUUUCUAUCAGUGAAAUAGAAGGGGUUGAUUCUCCCCCACUGAUUCUCGCUUUCUGUAGAUAUAGCAAAUGGUUUUCCAUUACAACGUAGCUUAGGGCUUCAUUGAAUGGGGUAUUGGAAUAUUCCUAAUAUGUUGAGUGAGUCUGUCUUUCUGCUCGCUCCAAACUGGCAGCAUGGUAGGGGCAAAAUUUUAUAAUUGAUAUUUCUAAUUUAAUUUUCAGUUGGUUCAGGCAGCCAGAGGUGAUGGGAGUUGACUGCAGAUCUAAUUAUAUAUACUUUUGUUAGCAUGGGCGUAUACAGAGUAACACUGUAUAACUCAUAAUGUUCUGCAUUUUAGGUGCUUUUUGGUGCUUCAAUGGGUGUCACGUACUGAUCACAUGUUUGGUUAAUACUACUUCGAUUUAAAGGAUCACUAUAGGGUCAGGAACACAAACCUGUAUUCCUGACCCUAUAGUGUUAAAAACACCAUAUAGCCCCCCCUGGGCCCCUCAAGCCUCCAUAAAGAUAGUAAAAAAUCUUACUGUAUUCAAGCUUGAAGCAGUAACUCUGCAUGCUGUAUGACUCAGAAAAACAAGCUAUCUGCUGACCUCAGCAGCAGUGGUAGCUUGAUCCAAUCACAGUGCUUCUCCAUAGGAUUGGCUGAGACUGACAAGGAGGCAGAUCAUGGGCAGAGCCAGCAUGAUUCAAACACAGCCCUGACCAAUCAGCAUCUCCUCAUAGAGAUGAAUGGAAUCAAUGAAUCUCUAUGAGGAAAGUUCAGUGUCUGCAUGCAGAGGGAGGAGACACUGAAUGUUUAGAUGCAUUUUAGGCAGCCAUGACCCAGGAAGGUUCUCUAACAGCCAUCUGAGGAGUGGCCAGUGAAGUUAUCACUAGGCUGUAAUGUAAACACUGCAUUUUCUCUGAAAAGACAGUGUUUACAGCAAAAAGCCUGAAGGUAAUGAUUCUACUCACCAGAACAAAUUCAAUAAGCUGUAGUUGUUCUGGUGACCAUAGUGUCCCUUUAAUGGGAAAACAUAUGUUUUGGUAAACUAGGAAAGUCACAUUGUAUUAAGGUAUGCAUUACAAGAAUAAAUGCUAUAACUGCCUACCUUGUUGCAAUUGGUUAACAAAGGAACAAUGGGUACCCUAGCGAGGAGCUUAAUGUGGGGGUAGGAGGGAGAGCACAAAGGCUGGUUUGUUUGUAACCAAAGAUCCAGGUACGAUAAGUGAGGGGUUAAAGUGUCUUCCUAUAUGAGUCACUUGAAGUUGCAAUAUGAUGGAUACCAGUUUUCUACUCUCCCAAUACUGGCUUGGAUUUAUUUCAGAUUUCCCUCACAGAACCUGGAAUUGGGGAGGGGGGAGUGGGCUUAUUCACUAAACUGCGAAUUGUAUAUGGAAAACUAUAUUUAAAAUUUAUUUUCCUGUUUGUGUUUCCCCAAGGUAACGGAAGUUACAGAUAGUGCCUACGUGGGUUCGGAGAGUGCAUACAGUGAAUGUGAGACCUUCACAGAUGAGGACACUGGAGCGUUGGCUGCACAGGAAGACCCUGAAACAGAAGGCGAUGGAGGGGUACAUCAAAUGCACCCCAGGACACCGUGAGUACUCUGCAGUUCCCUGACACUCCUGCAAGAAAAGUACAGAGAAGCUCGAUAGCCUUGCACAUUGUAAAGUGUUCUGGGACACGAGUGGGUGAAAGAUAGAUCGCAGCUGCUGUAGAACUACAGCUCCCAUGAUGCUUUGCCAGUGUAAAGGCUGUCGAAGCCCCAUGGGAGUUGUAGUAAUUACAACAGCUGGAGGAUAUACCAGCUUGCUACCCCGUCCUAGGAUAUUAGCAGGCUGACCAGGACGGACUUGUUUUUUGAAUACAAAAAAUGAGAUGGUAAAGGCGUAUACAACAAUGUUUUACUUCCAAGACGCAGCUGGAUUAUCACCCCAGCUGAUGCCCUUUUUGCAGCUGCCCAGACUUCCAAACCGUUUGACCAACUGCCAUGCUGUCAUUUAGGCUUCAUUGUAGCUCACGGCGCCCCCUGUAGUGCAAGACUAAUACUCCCCGGGGAUUUUAGAAAUACUAAUCUAAAAUGUAACUAGUGCAUAAUCUGGUUAUAGAACUGCAGGUAGAAUUUGUCCUUUAUUUCUCUGUAUACAGAUCCAUCUUUGGGAUAUGUAUGUAUGUAACAGACGAGCGAUUCACUUCAUGUAGGUUAAUUAUUUUUUUUUAAUUCUUUUUUUUAUAUACUGUACUUCACAUCGCACAACUAUUUAAUAAUCAUUGCCGGGUUCAAAGAUGUCAUUGUGCCCUAUUCCUGGCGUUUUGUAUGUGAAUUCAGUGUCUUCUCUCAAGGUUAUCCACUUAAGUGAGACUUGCCAGGGAUUUCAAUUUUUAGGCCAAACUGAAGACCUAGCAGACUUGGAAAUUAUUUCCAGUUCAGCAAUCCCAGCCUAAUAUUUAAAAUUUUUCUUUGAAUUCCUGACCAUCCACGAUUUAGUGAAUAAGCCCAUGUCAUGUCGUCUUUUUGCGCCGUCGGCCAUUGCUCACUUUAUAAAUCUCCCCUAUACUUUCACAGGCCGGAGGGUUUGGAGAUCUCUCUUUGCGACAUUUCCAUUGUCACUGCGAACAGCCAGGAGGAACAGUUUGAGGAUUUCGGUGAAGGAGCAGAACCAGAUCUCUAUAGCAGCCAGUGUGAUGAAGAAGAGGAAAACAGCCUUCCCCAGCCAGUCUGCAGCUCCUCCAGGCUUAACUCAAGGUAACGUCCCAAACGUGGUCCAAUCAGGAGUGUUAAAACUGACCAACAAAUAGAGUAAACAAUGACACACGUCUGUGAAGGGCAAUACCAUCUACCAGCAUGCACCUGGAUCCUUCUUUUGUUUUUUCUGUUAUUAGUUGUUUAAAUACACAAGCCCUUUUUUUUUUUUUUUUUUUUGCUGUCACAGAUGGAGGAAGUGUAUGUCCUCUAUUUCUGAGCAAGCUUCAAGUAGCAUACAAUCUAUUUAAAAAAAUAAAUAAAAAAAAUUUGAAAAACAAAACAAAAAAACCCUCACAAGCUUAAAGGGAUACUAUAGUGUUGGGAAUCCAAAGCUGUAUUGCUCACACUAUAGAGCCCUCUGUUAACAUUCCCACCCCAGCACUUAAAGGGUUAAAAAAAACACCCUUUAUUUACUGGUACGGCGCUCCGCCUCCUCCAGUGUCAUCCGAUGGGGAAACCUAAUGCCAUGCGCGGGAAGUUUCACAAGCGCAUUAUGCCCUCCCCGUAGGAAAACAUUGAACCAAGGGGGAUUUUACUGACGCUGGAUGCUCUCAUGCAGAGCGUGAGGACAUCCAGCGUCAGUUAGGCAACCUACGGUCCAGUAAGAUCCUCCAAAGUCCUCCUUAGUCCUACUGAUGAAGGUGUCUGGGUGCCUUUACUGUCCCUUUAGAAAAGGGGGGGGAAAAGGGCUUUUUUUUUUUUUUUUUUUUAACCAUUGAACCUGCAAUAUGCAUAAAAUGUUACUCUCCUGGUUAUAACACUUUGACACAUAUUAAUACGGUUUAGAGAUGGAGUGUUCUAUCAGAUUAUACAUCGUCUAGCAUAAAAAAAAUGCUUUAGGGAAAUAUGCAGAAACUUUUUAAUAUUGAAUUGUUACAUUUUGAUGAGUAAACAUUUCACAUGAAAAACAUUUCCUGUGUGCACAGUAAACUCUGUUCGAGGACUUGUACCAGACAAGCCAACAGAUCUGUGUUCUCAAAGUUUCCCAGCUUGAGAUUCUGGGUAUGUGCACAAAUCAUGCCCUUUUAAUUUGGACUAAUGUCAGUGGAUAUCUUGUUUGGAAAAGAUGCAAACUUUGCAAAUUAGACGAGUAGCCCGAGAGCACAGGCUCUCACAGACUUCAUGUUGGUGCAAGUGUGAGCAGAUCCACGCAUGGGUUUCAGGUAAACACAAAAUAUUUCUAUCGAAAUACAGUUUUCACUGACUGUUUUGUUAGAGCAAUCCUUAAAGGGAAUCUCUAGUGCUAGGAAAACAAAACGUUUUCCUGGCACCGCAGGUCCUCUCCCUCCCACCCCAAAUGCUUUUCAAUGCUUUCCUGUGGGGAAUUGAGCGACGCUGGAGGUCCUCGCACAGCGUGAGGACGUCCAGCGACACUCUAGCACAGGUUUUCUGUGCUAUGAUGCAGGAAGUGCCCUCUAGUGGCUGUCUAAUAGACAGCCACUAGAGGUGGAGUUAACCCUGCAAGGUAAUUAUUGCAGUUUAUAAAAAACUGCAAUAAUUACAGUUGCAGGGUUAUGCGUAGUGGGAGUUGGCACCCAGACCACUCCAAUGGGCAGAAGUGGUCUGGGUGCCUGGAGUGUCCCUUUAAUUGGUGUUGGGAUUUGGGAGCACAGUUUUGAGUGUCUGUGUUAAUAAAUAGACAGUACAGAAGUAGUUUAAUAGUCUUUGAAUUUGUGACUGUGUAGAAGAACUAAUGAGCACAUCUCGUCUGCCACAGCAGAAUUUUGGAAAACCUGGUUUUAACAUAACAUCAGGUGUUUAGAUCCCCAUGAUUCACUUCAAUCAGUAGUUGGAGAAUUACAGGUUAUCCUCCCCCUGACCUAGGGUCCUCUCCCAUUAUUGGAUAAGUUGGAGGCACUGUUUGGCUACACACUUAAAGGUCUUUUUUAAACGCCCGUGUUAUAAAGCUGGAUUGCUCUGCUGCUGAGUCCUCUAUUUAUUGGUGAACAGAAAGGUCUGCAUGUGUGUUUGUAAAAUAUUUGUAUUAUAUGACUAAUAUUUGCCUUUUAUUUGGUAGAAAAAGCCAACCCACCCAUCAAGGCACACAAACGAUCCUGGAUUUUGUGAUAUCCUCAUUUCAACAGAAUUGGGGAAAUCUUAAACGCCAGGACUGUUGGUUUGCCAUAUAAACUGGGCGAGGGGCUACAGUUACUGUACGGUGUGAUGUUAAACAAGUCUAUUGAAACUCACAAUUCCACAGCUUUCCUAAUGGGUAACUUUUGCCUCCUUCCAGUGGUGCCCCCGUAUCAGAGCGCAAGCUUCUAGCGCCACCCCAGUGCACAUCCGGAGGCGGCUUGUACUGUAGCCAGUGCCACAAACAUGUUAAUCGUCUGGAAGAUCUGUCCACCCGACUCAGAUACUUAGAGAUGGACAGGUGACUCUGCAUGCUUAUCACCCGCUGGGCACAGGGAGAAACCAUUACCACUCUGUCUGUGUGACUUAUCGAUAUCGCACCUCAACGUAAAUUCUGAUUUGCAGGGCAUCCCGAGACCUGCAGCCAGAUCUAGCGCCAUCUAAAUUUGGUAUUGCAGAGCAGCUCUGUUUUUAAAGUAUCGAUUGAAAUGUGUGCUUUCUAAUGUAUUGCGUAACACCUACUGACCCACUUUUACAGUGGUGCAUUUCAUACUGCAAUAUACGCACUCACUCCCUCAAUGGAGGGGUAAAUGAACAACGUCCGUACCUUCUAAAGGAUCCUAGCUAUGUGUUCUCCCUGUCCCAGGUUGUGGCGUUGCACUGCAUGACGUCUAUGUGGGAUAUUCUGCAUGUUUGUGUUUGUUCAUAUGCAGUGGGUUUCACGGUAGGGAAGUCUAUUGGUAAACUCCCAAUCUCCAGUAUUUUUUCCCUCCAAAUAUCAAGUUGUGGUUGACUUUUUCUUCUUUUCUUUUUUUAUUAUUUGACUUUUUAUUUCUUUUCCCUGGCCCUUGCCAGAGGGUUUAUCAAAUAAAAUACAGCUGAAAGCGUACUGUCCUAUCUGAACUCUGAUAUAUCUAAAAGCUCACCCAUAUACACCUUAUGGUAGAUUUAAUUUUUCCCGUCUUUUUUAUUUUUUAUUUUCUUUUUUUCUUUUUUUCUUUUUUUUUUAACUUCCCCUACCAGCUUUACCUGGUUUCUGGUAUUUGUAUCUGACAUAAAUAUACAUUUCUGUAGCCUGCCAGCGAUCACUUUAUUUGUAGUUCAUUUUUUGGGGAGGGGGUAGUCUACCCUGCUUCCAUCUUUAUCUUUUAUUCCUGAAGCAGGAAAUUGCCUGGAAUCAUCCCCAGCUCUUUUUCCGACAAGGAAGCUCUCCUGAUUUAUUAACAGUUUCCAGUUACAGUUCCUGCCCCCCUUUCUUUCUUUUCCUCCUCUUUCUGUAUAAAUUUCCCUGUGUUCUCCUGCAGUAUUCUCUAUACAGAGCAGUGAUCAGGUAAGCGAGGUGGCGUGGACCUGCUGUGUUACUCCAGCUGUUGGUACUAUCUGAGUGCUGGCCCUUGUUUGCUGUGGUGAAGGGAGGUUAAAGAUGGUGCUUGUAAUAUCUUGUUUGUUUUUCCUCUUUUCUCUCGUUUCCCGUCUCUUCUUAUUACCAACCCAUCUUUCUGUCUGUUUUGCAGCCCCGAUAAAAGGCCUUCCAGCAGAAAGGAAGCAAGGUGAGCCCAAUAAAGCAUUGUGCUCUGCAUGCGGUACAGUAUAAAAAGUUCUGCAUGGCGUUAGUUGAUGUCAUGGCAAAGUGCUCUGCGGCCAGUGUUUGGAUGGGGUUAGAAAAAGGGAAACUAAUUAAUCGUGCAUGGCAUGACAUGUUGAGCUAUAAUCCAAAUGAGAGUUCUUUCUGUGCCGUUGCUUUACCAGUUUAAGACCCACUAAGAAUUACAAAUAAAAGUUGCAAAGUGAGAGAAUUUUUUUUUUAAAUGGUUAAAUUCCAAGUGGCUUGAUUAUAUAUUACUAUUUUCUUAAAGGGAGACUUUCUGUGGCUGUCCAAUCACGGACUUCCCAAUGCAGCUCAAUGAGAAGUCUUUGCAAGGCAGGUGCUCUGAGCAAUUGCUGCCUGAGUUUAGCUCCACUGAGCUAAACAAACCAGGAAAUAACAUGAGUAAGUGUCUGACAGCCAGGGAGGUGUUAUACGGUUAGUUUAUAAAAGUGCCAAUUUCUAUUGAAAUCUGCACUUUUUGCAAAAUGAUAAAGAGGACAUACUCUUCAAUCAUAAAGCUUUUCAGCAAGCUAAAAACUGCUCUUGGGUUCUGGAGUGUCCCUUUAAUAAAAAUGUAUUAAUAUGGUGAGUGUGUGUGUUAACAGGAGCUAGACCUUCUCAUGACUGUUCGUCAUGUUCAACGCCUGAUCAGUGGUUGAUGAUCAUCUCUUCUGUUUUAUAGACGGCUACAUAACAGCAGCUUCUUGGCAGAGGAUGCAAUGGAGAGACAUCCCACAGACCUGGCUUAUGAUGAGACAGACCUCACAGAUAAGGUACAGUAUUGAGCAAGACCAAAUGAAGAAAAGGAUGGCAAUGGAGUUAUAGUUACAUAGGCUGAAAAGAGACUUGCAUCCAUGUUGAUGCAAAAGAAGGCAAAAAAAAAAAAACAGUUUGAAGCACUUCCAAUUUUGCAACAAAUUAGGAAAAUAAAUUCCUUCUUGACCCCAGAAUGGCAGUCAAAUUAUUCCUUGGCUCAAGAAGCUAUUACCUUACAUUGAAAAAUUAUAACCUUUAAUAUUCUAUUUUUGCAAGUAUGCAUCUAGUUGCUAUUUGAACCCCUGUAUGGACUCUGAUAAAACCACUUCUUCAGGCAGAGAAUUCCACAUCCUUAUUGUUUUUACAGUAAAAAAACAAUUUCUUUGUCUAAGACAAAAUCUUCUUUCUUCCAGUCUAAACGCAUGACCUCGUGUCCUAUGUAAAAUCUGGUUUGUGAAUAGAUUUCCACACAAUGGUUUGUAUUGGCCCCGGUCCCCUCUUAGGCGACGUAUUUCUAAACUAAAGAGAUUUACAUUUGUUAACCCUUCUUCAUACCAAAAAUGUUCCAUUCCUUUUAUUAAUUUUGUAACUCGCCUCUGUACUCUUCCUAGUGCAAUAAUAUCCUUCUUUAGAACAGGUGACCAAAAUUGCACAGCAUAUUCAAGGUGUGGUCUUACCAGUGAUUUAUAAAGAGGCAAAAUGAUAUUCUCAUCCCGAGAAUGAAUGCCCUUUCUCAUGCAUGACAAUACCUUACUGGACUUGCCGAUUGCUGAUUGACAUUGCACAUUGUUGCAUAGUUUGAUGUCUAUAACAAUUCCCAAGUCCUUUUCGUGUGUUAUCCCUAAUUAACUGCCAUUAAGGGUAUACAUUUCUUGUGCAUAACUUUGCAUUUUUCAACAUUACAUUUCAUCUGCCAUUUGAGUGCCCAGUUCCCCAAUUUAUCUAAAUCCCUCUGCAGCAAAGCAAUAUGAGGCUCACAUUGUAUUACUUUAGAGCGUUUUGGGUCAUCUGCAAACUCUGAAACUUGACUUUCAAUGCUUUUUUUCAAGGACAUUUAUAAAAAGGUUAAAUAGAAGGGGACCCAGAACAGAACACUAAGGGACAAUACUUACCACCUCUGUCCAGCUUGAAAAUUUACCAUUAAUGACCACUUGUUGUACUCUAUCCUUAAAGGACCACUAUAGUGCCAGGAAAAUGUACUUGUUUUCCUGGCACUAUAGUGCCCUGAAAAAAAGGGUUAAUCCUAUCUGGACCUGACACCCAGACAACUUCAUUAAGCUGAAGUGGUCUGGGUGCCUAGAGUGGUCCUUUAACCCCUUAAGGACACAUGACAUGUGUGGCAUGUCAUGAUUCCCUUUUAUUCCAGAAGUUUGGUCCUUAAGGGGUUAAGCCAAUUUUCUACUCAAGAAAAAGAAUUUUCAUCUAGACCGAAUUCUUUAAGUUUGAACACUAAUCUAUUGUGUGGAACUGGUUCAAAUGCCUUGGCAAAAUCCAAAUAGAUCACAUCCACGGCAGCACCCUGAUCUAUACUUCUACUUACUUCUUAGUAGAACGCAAUCAAGUUAGUUGGACAUGACCUGUGCUUCAUAAAACCGUGCUGAUUUUUGCUGAUAACCACUUUCUUCUCAAAAGUUAAUAUAUUUCUGAGCAGAACUAAUUCGUUAAAAUCCACUGUCUGGUUUAAAAUAUGAAAUUCAAACCCUGAACAAAAAGUAUGAUUUGCAUAUGUAUCGAUUCGAUUUCUACCCCCCCCCUUGCCAUAUAGCAGGCAAACAUACAAAGCAAAUUCAUGUGCUUUUUCUAGGCAAAUCGAUUGAAAUUUGUCUGCUGGUAUCUCAAAAAGUUUAAAAAAAGCACCACAAACAAAGAUGGUCUGGGGAAAUAUCCCUCUUUGCCUUCGUAUCACAUGUGAUGGUUGGAAGGCUACCUAUGAAAUAGAUUAAUAUGACUCUGAACACACAGAAAAAAACAAUUUUUCCUUUAUACCCACUUCUUUUUAACUUUGCUUUUCCCCUACAGGUUCUGUACUUGGAGCAUAGAGUGACUGAGCUGGAACGUGAAGCCAGCACCACUGGGGAACAGCAAAAUCGUCUCCGGCAAGAAAACCUGCACUUAUUACAUAGGUGAGUGAACAGAACCCUGAGCUCCAAGCCAGGAGAUAUAGAUAGAUAUAUAUAUAUAUAUAUAUAUAUAUAUAUAUAUAUAUAUAUAUAUAUAUAUAUAUUCUAUAUAAAACAUAUGUUACGGUUUAGACUAGUGUUAUUGUUUUUCGUGUUUACGCUCUUUAUUUUUUUUCUUUCCUUAAAACUACUUUUAACUCUUUGCUGGUCAGAGCACAUGCUUUAGAGGAGCAGUUGAAAGAUCAGGAACUAAGAUCAGACGAGGUCCAAAAUGAGGAGACGCGUAAACACAGAGACGAGCUGCGGAAGAUGGAACGGGACCGUGGGUUCGAACUGAGCAGCCUGAAAGCACGGUGAGUUAAAUUCUCAAAUGUCUGAUCCAGCUCUGAUCAGAUUAAUCGAGACUGUGCCACUUCAGGUCCUUCUCAAAAUAAAUAGCUGUUUUUGCAACUAAUCUUUCUAGACCGUUGUUUACUGAAAGCCUAAUUUGCAAGAGCAAGCUGGAGCAUAAAUAUUUGGAUAGAUCCUGUUUGGAUGGCAGUCACAAAGUGUUUGGUUGUUUUUUUUUCUCAACUAAGUUAAGGUUCCUUUUGGGACGCUGCUUUACCAGUUUAAGACCCACUAAGUCUUACAAAUAAAUGUUCUAAAGAGAGAAUAAAAAAUGGGCAAAUUCCAAGUGACUUGAAAUAUAUUACUAUUCUCUUAAAGUGAGACUCCAGUAUCUGAACAAAAAUGAAUCUGUUUAGUAAAUAAAACACCAAAUGAAAACCUGCAUGCAUGUAAUUAUGUAUUUUUUUUUUAAUUCAGGGUAUAUCUAUUAAGGAAAACUUCUAUGUCAUAAUCUUCAAAUUGAUCAGGGUUGGCCAUUAUCAACCGGUCGAUGAAUCCCUAGAAAGGGUUAAAUAUGAGACAGAUUUUGUGUUAAAGGAACACUAUAGUCCCCAAAACAACUUUUUAUUAAUGAAGCAGUUUUGGUGUAUGGAUCAUGCCUCUCACUACUCAAUUCACUGCCAUUUAGAAGUAAAAUCACUUUUGUUUCUGUCCAUGCAGCCGUAGCCCCUACUCCCCAGCAGUGACUCUCACAGGCUGGAUGAAAUAAAAAUGUUUACUUUCAAUCAGAUAUAACUUACUUUGAAAGUUUAUCUCCUGCUCCCGAAAUUGAACUUUAAUCACACACCGGAGGCUCUUGCAUGGUCUAGCAAGCUAUUAACAGUACAGUGGAUAAGCGUUUUUAAAUUAAACGUAAUUUGCAAUAAAGGAAGUCUAAAUAUUAGAUGACUCUUUACAGGAAGUGUUUAGGAAGGCUGUGCAAGUCACAUGCUGGCAGGUGUGACUAUGGUGCAUAAACAAAGAUAUUUAUCUCUUAAACUGCAGAGAGUUGAGCAGUGAGACUGCAGGUGCAUGAUAUAUACACCAAAAUGGCUUCAUUAAGCUAAAGUUAUUUUGGUGACUAAAGUGUCCCUUUAAUUGCUUGCUGAUGUGUCUACAUUGUUUGGCAGGCACCAUUUAAAAAUGAAUAGCCUUGAGUUAAAAUCACAUUUUGCAAUUUGAAAAUGUGUUUCUAUAUAACCCCUUACUUUUAUAAACUGGGUUAAAUGAGGAUACUCCUCACCCAUAAAGCACUUCGGCAAGCUGAAGUGCUCUUAGGGUGUGGAGUGGUCCUUUAAGUACCGAGGACCUCUAGUUAAUUGGGGUAAACUAUGCGAUGAGUCUUUUUUUUUUUUGCAUGAACUAUUUAUAAUUUUUAAUUUUUUGCGGUGCAUAGUAUAAGUACAUCCGGGCUCGAGGUACCCCAACGGCAAUCCUCUAGCAACAGGGCUGUGGUUUGCUUUUAGUUAGUUCCUGUCUCUGUCUUGCGGAUAGUUUAGUCGGGCUCUGCUGCUUGAGCGCCGGCCAUGUUUGAGCCUUCAACGUGGGUACAUGUUGUUCCGCUUUCCUGGGCAUGUGGGAGGCAUUAUGUAGGUUGCGCCCCCAUGAGGAGACUGCUCCCUCUGAUGCCGUUGCUGAUUUUGGAGGGUGUCUCCGAGGCGAGCUUUUACCCUCUGGUAGUUUACCCGGGUGGGUGUAUGCGCCUCUCGGCACGGAGCGUUUCCCGCCUCGCCGCCAUGUUAGGGCUCGGCAUGGCCUCGCAACUGCGGCCUUCUGCUGUGUGACCUGGGUUGGUUUGUGCUGCGAGUAGUCACCUGGCAGGCUCCGGACAUGCUGGUACUGCUUACUUUCCAGCUUGCGCCAGAAGUCGUCGAAAAUCCUGUCCAGCCUAGCCAGGAUAUCAGGGUUGUCCUCCGUCUUGUCGGGGGCCCGAUCUGCGCCCGCAAUGUUGGCUGUGUCGCUGCAGGUUGUGGUAACCGCUUUGGCCUUGUCUCUAUCUCCCGCUAGGUCUGUGAGGCCUCCCAGGGGUGGACCGGGAUAACCCCCACCGGUCCGAGGGGGGGGGGUAAUGGGGUUCUCGUGUGCUGUUGCGUACCAUCAGACAACUCCAGGUCGGAGGAUCGGCCGCCUCCUCCGUCCGGUGUGCCCUUGGCCGCAUGGUUGGAACAGUGCAGCAGAUGUGCUCUUUGUAGAUUUUUACACCCCACAGUGGGUCCCAGGAGGGUCAGGAGUUGUAUGCUUCUAUAAAGUCGUUCCCUCUGAGGCUGAAUGUGGGUGAGAACUGUGGUUCAAGCUUGCCUAGGAGAGGAGCUCCUGCAAAACACCUCUCUCCUCCAUGACAGUCAGGCCUGCAUCGCGAUGAGUCUUUUUUUAAUUCCCAUACUCUAUGUUGUGGGUUAAAGGGAAAACACGACAUAAAUAUGCAUUAUUAUUGAUUUGAGCAAGACAGUUUACAACUAAAUAUGCAAUUAUUUUUGAACUGGUUUCCCCAAGUACCUAGUCUACGGUUGGUUCGACAGCCUAGCUGAUCUACAUCCUUAUUGCCCAGCCAUAACUUCCUUGUUUCUACUAAGAAGUGAUCAAUAAAAUAAAUUAUUCUCCUAGACAAGCAUGGUGGACAGAUAGUACAUUUAGAAGCUGCAGGCAUGGAAGAGUUAUUCUUUAUUCCAGUGACGUUUUGAUUUGUUUAUUUGGCUUCAGGUAAUGUCACACAGGAGGCUACUAGGCAGUAGCAGGUAAUUAACAGAUCAGGAGAUUAAAAACUUCUAUAGCAAGCGCUGUCUGCAUGUGGACACUGGAAACUCUAAUCUUAAGGUCUUUAGGAAUUUUCAUGCUGUACUAGAAACAGGGCUAUGAAGCCUCUUAAAAUGGUUUGAAGCAUUGGUCUUACAUUUAAUGGAGUUGCACGCCCUUACCUUCCGGGAUCGGAUGCAGGGACUUCCUCAGCAACUGAAUUAGUCCCCUGUGAUUUAGUUGGUAGUCUUUAGGGUAACGUAAUCAUGGUGACAAGCAGUCACUGCUAUUCCUAUAACACACACACACACACACGACAAACACCAGCUUUGUCAUUAACACAGACUCUUUUCCCACUCUGAUUUGGGGCGCCAGAGGAAGGGUGGUCAGAGAUACAAAGAAAGGUAAGAGAAAGUAUUCCAGCAUUUAAAAGGGAGUUAAUCUGUUAACUCCUUUUUAAAUCAAUGAUCAGUUCAACUGUUCUGUAUUUUUUUAUUUUUUAUUUUUUUUUUAUUUUGGGAGGGGUUUGAGUUUUUUUAUUUUUAUUUUUUUUUAAAUUACAUUUUUUUUUGGUAAGCGUUAACUUUUUCCUUUCACUUUAUAAAAUUUAAAAACCUACUCUUUCUGAUCCGGUUUUUGCUGUGAUCAAUAAAAUACUGUACAUUUUUUGGAGGGUAGUAGGGAUUUAAUGUUGGUAGUGUGUAGUUAAAAGAACAGAGAGGAUUGUUUUGUCUUUUUGUUUGUGAAUAAAAACGGUGCGUCACUGUAUUGCAAAAGAGGCCUACUCCAUUCAUUUUCACAUACAACACCUUGUUAUGGAAUCAGAACUGACAUUUCAAGGCUUCCAGAGUUGGACGGUAAUUUUAACGGACCUCAGAAAUCAUGUACACAUUUAUUUAUUUUUUUGCUUUUAGAGUGCAGGAGCUGGAAGCGGAGAACUUCGAACUCCGAUCUCAACUGCCUACUGCCAAGGCUACAACGCAGAGGCUGGAAGAGGUGAGAACAAACAGUGAUACUUUUUAUGAUUACUAGUAAUCAAGCUGUUUGGAUGUUAUCGUAAGGAGAAGUUGCAUUUAGAAUAGUUUUACUGCUAGAAUAUACCAGUUUGUAUCACUAGAAUAAUCUCUUAAUACCUUCAUUUUUCAUCAGAAUGUGGUUCUGUCCUUCACAAAAUGUGGGGAAGUCAAGUGAACCUUCAGAAAUCUUUAACUUGAAUCAAAUAUUGUGCUGGAAAACUAUUCAGCAAAUGUGUAGCUUAAACUCUGCUUCCUCAUUUGGAAACAAACGUCAACUAAUCCUGGUUUGGGCCGGGGCUUGCGACAAGAGUACAACUUCAUUUAUGUUGCAUCAGUUGCCUCUCAACAGCUUGGAAGUGUGUUUCCCCAUUUAAAACUUUUUUUUAUUAAAACGUAAAAGUUUUUCAAAGCAUCAGGGAUCAUAUUUACAAAUUAACCAGUUUUCCAGACAAGAAUGCAAUGGGUACAACAGUAAAUACGUGGAGGUGUGGUAGUGGUGUGGCUCUCAUGCAGACAUCCUGUGUGAGAGUCGCUUGAUGCCAGUAUGUGGCAGCGUAUUCCCAGCACCCACAGCCUUGCUGUCAGUGAGGGGAAGACUAAUCUGGUGAGUGCACACCUCUCCUGCUCCGCAACACUAGACACCAGGGAGAGCUGCCCAAAGCAGAGUCUCUCUUUACUCCCUUGCUCCCUCAGACAGCAGGCAAGCAGGGAUAUUAUAACUGUGUAUGUUAGUUUGCAUCUGUAUGUGUAAGGCUGUGUAUGCAUGUCAUUGCGUGUCUUUGUACUAGACCCAGGGUGAUCGGACCUCACAAAGAGUUGGGUGGUGAAGGUAAGCAUGCUGGACAGACCAAAGAGUUUGUAGGUGAUGAUGGUUGAUAAUUUUAAUAUGAAGACUGGUAAUCUGAGAUAAACCGACCCAUGUUAAGUUAGGUGGAAAUGAAGAUAGAUGGUGAUAUGGCAAAGGGUUGAAUAGUAAUUGAGAACGAGAACUGUGUUGGGAGACAUAGCUGAUGGAUGAAGAGCGUUGGAUGGGUAAAUCCAGCAAUCUGUGAUUAAGUAAACAAUAAUGUGCCAUCUUUCAACAUGGUUUGUAGGAGAACCAGAAGCUGAGAGAUCAGGUGGAAGAACUGCGGCAACAAGUAAAAGAAAAUAAGGAACUUAAUCAGAAACUCGGUGGAAGACUUAACAAAGAAAAGCACAAACAGCAGAGUGAGAGGGAACGAUCACAAGAGGUGAGUUCCCACCUCUUACCAGCAGUACUCUGCCCAAACCGUAUGUCUCUACAGGUCUACCCGCAGACUGCGUGGCUUUUCUUUUCCAUACCGUGACUGAUCUUUUACGCAGACACAUGUACACCUAUAGAGGGGUCUCGUACAAAGUGUGGUGACCAACUCUGACCUGGUAGUUUUCCUGUCCGUAUACUUGUCUGCCUCGAAGGGUGAUCGUGAAGUCUGACAAUUUAUUAGUCUGGCUCCUUGAUGUGCGAGACUCAAUGUAGCUCCUCCUGCACCUAGAACUGUGAUUAAAAUACAUGCUCACAAUCAACCAUGUUUUCAUAGAGGCUUCAGUUAUCAGUCAGAGGGUAUUGGUAUUAUUCAGAUGGUUAAUAUUAUCAGAGCUAUUACAGAGCUAGUGUUUCACCAAUAUAAUAUUUCCCCACAGGUUAUCUAUUCUAAAAUAUACCGUUUACACGCAUGGAUUCCGUGCUUAUUUUCUGUUCACUAUGCACAAAUGCCAUCUAUGAAUUGUACAUAGGAUAUUAAAGGAACACUAUAGACACUUCAGCUCAUUGACGUAGUCUGGGUGCAUUGUCCCUAUUGCACUUUGUGCUGCAAUGUUAAAAAUUGCAGUUCCAGAGAAACUGUCUGCCCACAGUGGCUGUCUCCCAGACAGUCACUGAAGGCACUUCCUGGAUCGAAACAAACCUUUGGUCCAGUAUCUGACGCUGGACGUCCUCCCGCUCUGCAUGAGGACCUCCAGUGUCAGAUUUUUCUCCGUAGGAAAGCAUUGAUUCAAGGAGAGACAUUGGUGCUGAGAUCAGGUAAGUAAAGGGUAUUUAACCCUUUAUUCACUGAUUUUGGGGUGGGGGGGGGGGUGAGGCAAGGGAGGUGAGGCAGAGGGAACUUUAGUGCCAGGAAUACCUCUUUGUAUUCCUAGCACUUUUAGUAUCCCUUUAAUACACAGCCAUCCCUGGCUCCAGAGUAAACAGACACCACCUGGUUGGUUUACAGUUUAAGAAUACAUUGAUCACCACGCAGGCCAGGUACCUAGAGCAUUGCUUUAUCCAUUAUCAGAUUUUAAAGAUGAUCAGGACAGGAAUUGAUAGUUUCAUUGCAUUAUUUCAAUUUGUGAUUUAAAAAAUACAUUUAAAAAAAAAAAUUGGCAACAGGUGAUUGAGGAGCUUCGCCGGGAACUUGAACAGAUGCAACUGAUGCGACUUGAAAUGGAACACCGCCUGGGGCUUGGAAAUAGCGCCGCCCUGCAAGAAUAUAACAGCCGAACUCGGGAAACUGAGCUAGAGCAGGAAGUGCGAAGACUUAAACAGGUAUAAAGGGGUUGUAAAGUGUGACCUGAGGUCUGACCUGCAUUACAAAUUUAUGCUUCUGAGCUCUAUGGAGCAAGUUUUUAUUAAAAUCAAUAAAAUAAUGCUGCAAGACAGCCAGUGUUAAUUUUUGGUGGCCAUUUUCAUUUCAAGUUUUAGUCAGUCUUUCGUCUAAAGUCAUUUUAAUUUUAGUGAUCUGAAUCGACACAACUAAAAUCUAAUGGGUUUAGUUAAAGCCUCUGUCUCUUUUGUCCCACCCCAGCCCCUCCAGAUGUGUCUCUCCAAAGCCCUGGUCUGUCUCUUUUUCCCCUUCCCCAGCCCAUCUGUGUCUAUUUGUGUCCUCACAGCCCCUCUAGGUGUCUCUCUCCCAAGCCCGUUUCUUUUGCCCCUACCACCGCCCCUCUGUGCAGUGUUAAUUUUGGCAGCAAAUUUCAAUUUAUUUUAGUCGUGUUUUGACUAAAAAGCAAUUUUAGUUUUAGUCGUAUUUUAGUCUACUAAAUAAAAUUUGACUAAAAUUGGUAGUUGACAAAACUAACACUGAAGACCGCCAAGCUACCUGUUGUGGAGAGAAAAUUCCAUCAAAUUUGUUUCUUUUUCAUUUCAGGAGCAACGGACCCUGAAGGACCAAAAUGAGGAGCUGAAUGGCCAGAUAAUUAACCUCAGUAUCCAGGGAGCCAAAAACCUUUUCUCCACCACGUUCUCGGACUCAUUGGCAGCUGAAAUCAGCAGUGUUUCCAGAGAUGAGGUAAGGAGGAGUUUUAGUUGGUUCUAGAAUGUAGUAACAGCAGAUAUUUCUAGAUUUGGGUUCAUGAGGGUUUUUUUGGGGUGGGGAGGAGGUUGUUUUUAUUGUGAGAAGGUGUGGUGUAUGAAUGAUUAAUGGUUUAUUUUCUUUGGUGUGGUGUGUUGAGGCUUAACUGGUAAAUGUAUUACUUUUAUGAAAAUAAUUGUGAGAUUAUUCAGUGUCUUACAAAUUUGACGUGGGGCCAGUAUUAGUGGCAACCUAAAAUCAUAGCUAUUUCUUACGGUAUUAUAGAAUUAAUUUUGACUAGACCCUGGUUGAGAAAAUCUGGUAUUUUAUAGAGUUGAGUUAUGUCUUGUCUCAAAUCCCCAUUGUAUCCUUUAGAGUGUAAGCUCAUGGGCCAUCUAGCUAAACACUUUGUAUAAAAGAGCUCCAGUGGCUAAAUAUCAGCUUACAGGCAGGGCUCUCUCUACUAUUUGUCUGUGUAUAUUGUACGUUCUCCACUAAUUGUACAGUGUUGCGGAUUCUGUUGGCGCUUUAUAAAUACCAGUAAAAAAAUAAAAAAAAAUAAACGUGUGACCAGUCCACUGACAUACAAAAUAAUUGGAAUGGUUAGAUUUAGGGGGUUACUAGAAUCUAGAAGUUUGGUUUAGUUCAAGAAAGAAUGAAGCUAUUGUCUUCUGAACUAAUGAGGUAAAUGAGCUGGUUAUUUUCGUUCUAAAGCAGGUUAGUGUAUCUAGAAAUGUUCUGAGAAUCUGGAGAUUCCCAGAGCUGUAAAACCUGGAGAAUCUGUAGUCUGUUGAUAAUGACUCUGGAUAGUCUAGAUACUAUUCAACCAUGAAAGCAUUGCUAUCCUUCUGGUUCCUUGAUUAUCUUUUCUACUUUCCCUUACUUAAUUACACGUUUCUCAAAACAGCUCAUGGAAGCUAUUCAGAAACAAGAAGACAUCAACCUUCGACUGCAGGACUAUAUUGACCGCAUAAUCGUGGCCAUCAUGGAGACCAACCCUGCCAUCUUGGAAGUGAAGUAAGAACAGGGAGCAUACAGAGCAGGGGUGCCAAAAAGUAGAUCCCCAGAUGUUUAAACUCACAGCUCCCAUGAUGCUUUAUUCUAAAGGCAUACGAAGCAUCAUGGAAGUUGUAGUCUGGGGAUCCACCUUUUGGGCACCACUGAUGUAGAGUUUGUGUGUACUGGAGUUUGGGGAUCUAGAAUUUUGAUGAAAGCAAGGUUUGAUAAUACAGAGUCCAGAUGCAUAGGGAAUCAAUAAAUCAAUGAGAAUAUCACACCGUCUUAGUAUACAGGAAGUUGAGCAAUUUAGAAUCCGAAUAACCGUUUUGUAGGAUGACGCUGUUCAGGGAAUGUGAAGACCAAUCUCUUUUUUUUUUUUUUUUUUGCAGAAUUCAUUAGCACCAUGUGUUCUCUAAGAAAGUGGGGACGAUUGCCUAUGAUCUUUAAAUCAGAGGAGGCAGAUCUGGCCCUGGACACGUUGGACUCUUGCCAAUGCACCACGCUAAGACAUUUUGUGAAGAUUAUCACUCCGGACAUGUACAGUGUACCUGGCCCUCUCAGCAGAGGGAGAAAGAUGGGCAUCUACACCUCCUAUACUUAAAUGGUGUCCUAAUAUUCGUCACAUGAAGAAAUUGUCUCAUAAAACGUUCUACCUGUCACACAGGGACACCAAAUACCCUCGGUAUACUCUAUGUACUGGGGCUCCAAAUGAUGCACACAAUUAUUCCAUGUCUCUUGGCAUACACUAAAUAUACCAGGGACCCCAACCCGGAUGCCUUUCUCUCUCCUGUUAUGAGAAACUGAAGGUGCAACUCACUGAUUCAGUGGGAUUACUGUAUAUUGCCACCUACUGGCUAAAAAUGAGAAUGUUCACCACAGUCAAACAAAUGUGUUUUGUUGUGUUUUUUAUUUUAUUUUUUAUUGUACAUGUGUAAAUUGGAGAACCUAUUUCAGAAAUAUUAUCUAGGAAGUCUGUAUAUAGCAUUGCGUCAUUACACAGGUGUGGGUAUGUCAGCUUGUGUAUAUAUACAUAUAUAAUGUCACAAAAUGUGCAUAUUAUAUCUGUAUAUAUCAUAUAUACCCCAGAUUGCACUAUAGCUGUAGAAUACACUCUGUAUAGAACACAAAUGGAUAACCUUUAGCACUGCAGUUGUGAUUUUCUUAGCUCUUAUCCUAAGCCUCAUGGUAAAUCUUCCCAAUUGCUGGUUCUUUGCAGUUUUUUAAAACAGCUGGUUUAGAUUAUCAGAUCAUGAAAAAUGUAGAUUAACAGAUCAAGAUUUUAUCCUUAAAUACAUCUGAAUUGGGUAUCGCUAUAUACAGAGAAUGAAAUUAAUGGUAUUAUUUCAUAUUCUUGAGCUAAAUUAUGCUCCCAGGAAUGCUAGCUAGAGUCUACCUAUUGUAGAAAAGACCAGAAUCUGUUUGUUGAGAACACUUGCAAAUAUGUAAAUUCCUGAUAAAAAUGUACAGAUAGAGUAUGGUGUAUUAAGGUAUACACAAUACAUUCAUGUAUGUAUGUGUGUGGUUAAUUGUAUAUUCAUAUAUAAGCACCAUUCUCCAAUGCCCAGACUGCUGUUGCGGCCUCUCCUCUCUCCCCACAACCCUAAUUGGUGGAUUUAUUUAUUUAUUUAUUUUUUUUUGGUGCUGCAAUUAAUGCAAGGUUGGCUAACUGGCUACACUACAACUCUCCGCAUCCUCAAACAAUCAUUGGCCUGCUGGGGAAUGAUAAAAGCUACAUAGUCUUGGCUUAUCCAGCUUUGGAUGGAUUCUAAACAGGCCCGUACUGCUACUGAGAGGUUUAAAAUGUACAAUAAUCGUUCUGGGAGUUUUUCUUAAACUCUCGCCUCCAGCCCCCCUCCUGUCUUUUAUUUUUAUUUAUUAGUUUUUUUUUUAUACAUAUAUAUACGCAGUCGAAACUCUCGUUUUUAGAUACUUUUGAAGAACGUUUCUAUAUGUGUAUGUAUAUAAGUACAUAAAAAUAGAUAUCUAUAUAAAUAUAUAUAUAUAUUGGUUGAUCUGUAAAUAUUACAGGGUAUGAGAAGGGGUAGAAUAUUGCCUCUUGUAUGACACACUCCUGCAGAAUGAUGGAAAUUUAUCUUUAAUUGUGUCACGGUGUAAGUGCCACGAAUAUAAUUUAUUGAAGAUCCAGUGAUAUUGAUAAAUGGACACAUCAGUCUCUUGAAUUGUAAGAGUUUGUAACUUACACCUUCGCACGUGCACCUUCUGAUCACAAAAUCGCAAACCGUCUCCUCGAUUAAUUAUGUUGAGUGGGAUGUGGGCUAUAAAUCACUUAAAUUUUUCUACCCUUAUUUUUUUUUUUUUUUAAACCUUUUUCACUCCCCCUACUUGCACUAUUUUUUAUUUAUUUUUGAAUUGGUUUAUUUUUAAUUUUAGUAAAGGUCCUUCCCAUUUUAUUUUUUUUAACCAUAAUCUGCUAAAAAAAAAAAAAAAAAAAAAAUUCUUGGCCAGUACUGGUCAUAGUCUGUUCCCUUAAACCAGACAAACUCUGUUGCAAACUCUUAUUUCUAUUGAAUUUCCACCAAUCCCGCAGCAUUUUGGAUCCUGCCAAGUUCAAUAUCUGCUUUACCGUGAACUGCUACUUCAGUACGAUUUGUCUUGGUAACUGUAAAUUGAGUUGGAAUAGACUCUUGUCUUUAGAAGGUCUGUUCCAUGGCCACUGUUCUGCAGAGAUAAGAUGAUGUAUAUUUAGUCUUUGUCUAACUCCACAAACACUAGUUAUCUUUAAAUUCCAGUAAAAUAUAUGAAUUCUAAUGUUCAAAUAGGAUGGUGAUGAGUUAUUGUCAAGCAAAUGCUAUAUUUAAAAAAAGGGAAUGUCCACGAAUGUCCUUCUAUAAUAGGUUUCUCUCAUGAUUUUGAUCUACAGAUAUCCUGUCUAGGGUUGGUGAUCAGUUCGUGUCACAUUUUUGGAGAAUGCCUAUUCGAUGUAGAGGCCAUAAUGUGCCAUUGGCAACGUUCUAACCAAAGAAAACCAAUCUUGAGUGUGACUUAAAAUGCUGAAGCAAAUAGUGUUCGUGUUCUAGUGGGUGCUCUAGAACUGUCAAGGACUCGUCAGUGAUUUUAACACAAAAUAAAAACCAUAAAUGGAUUCAACUUAGGGAUUUAUGUAGCUCCUUUUUAAAGGGGCUGUUCCAAGAAUUUUUCCUUUUUUUUCCUACUUAGUGUUUAAAUUUCAGUUCUAAAGACUUAUGUGUUUAAAACACAUUCCCAGUAUUUAAUUUUUCUUUCUCCAUUUGUGCCUGCCUUUCCUUAUUUUAGAUACACUGGGGAUUUAAUUUUAUUGAAAGAAAAGGAUGCAGGUCUGUAUUUUUGUCCUUGCAUUACACGAUGCAACAAGUGUCCAUUAAUGAGUUUUUGGUUUAUUUUGUGGCACUGUAGGUGGAACGGCACACUUUUAAUUUAGAUCAGAAAAAUCAUCAGAAUUUAUAUUGGAACACACGAGAAAUUCUUUACAUUGUUGGACAUAUACAAAUUUUUAUUUAUUUUAAGUAAUAUCAAUCUUAACCACCAGGGUGCACUGUGACACUGGUUUACUUCUCUUAUCAAACUGAUUAGGAUCAUCAAGGUGGCUGCACUGGCAAAUGGAGUUAGGGAGCAUGAACGAUGAUUUACUUGUAUAAAGAACAACUUGUUUAAUUAUCCUGGAGAUCAUUUGCAUUUUCUUUGUGUAUUUUCAGAAAUUUCUGGUGAGAAAUAAACUCCAUUUGAUUGAAAAA
Pelobates cultripes (western spadefoot toad) is the source of this 52836-nucleotide messenger RNA. Lineage: Eukaryota; Metazoa; Chordata; Amphibia; Anura; Pelobatidae. The record is from the annotation of a GenBank genome assembly.